Nematostella vectensis (starlet sea anemone) is the source of this 51581-nucleotide messenger RNA. Its product is annotated as nesprin-1. Gene Ontology annotation, molecular function: structural molecule activity; cadherin binding; calcium ion binding. Gene Ontology annotation, biological process: actin cytoskeleton organization; actin filament bundle assembly; intermediate filament cytoskeleton organization. The record is from RefSeq and is a predicted model, not a curated record. Lineage: Eukaryota; Metazoa; Cnidaria; Anthozoa; Actiniaria; Edwardsiidae. Gene Ontology annotation, cellular component: cell junction; actin filament bundle; plasma membrane. The transcript has 129 exons. The coding region runs from base 274 to 50439 and encodes 16721 amino acids.
CCAUCCACGUAGCUUUCUAAAGCCAUUCGCUUGCAAGUAACCAGGCUAAUCUCUCUCACAGAUCAUGCACGGUUCCUGAGACUCAAUUGACGGAAAUAUAGUAAGGUAUCUAGCAAAACGGCUCGCAAAAUACGGGAUGUUUUCUGCUUGACAACUCACACUCCUCUUUUGCCGACAGAAGCAGCGCACCGAAUACGAGCGUGUAGCGUUAAAGAUCUCGGUCUCAUAGUUGUCUUAGUGAAGAGAGAUGGAGUUUGGAGGCUGUAGAUAGCGAUGUCGAGACCAAACACUCCCCUUGGUCGACCAAGAUCACGGUCCGGUACAAGAAGCCCGGCACCAAAUGUGGCCGACCGAGCAGUGCACAAAAUUGCAGAUCACAGGGAUGCCGUGCAAAAGAAGACAUUUACCAAAUGGGUUAACAAUCGACUUCUUAAGGUUGGAGUGCGAAUUUUAGAUCUCUAUGAGGAGCUAAGAGAUGGAGAAAACCUUUUAUUACUGCUAGAGGUGCUCUGCAAUGUCAAGUUGCCAAGAGAAAGAGGACUGCUGCGCUUCCAUAUGCUACAGAAUGUCCAGACAGCUUUGGAAUUCCUGGAAAGCAAAAAGAUCAAGCUUGUCAACAUUCGCAGUGAUGAUAUAGUGGAUGGAAACCCCAAGCUCACACUUGGUCUCAUCUGGACCAUCAUCUUGUACUUCCAGAUCAAUGACUUGGACGUUGAAAUCGCUGGUGAGAAGGUUCAGGAUUUGUCUGCUAAAGAUGCUCUUCUACACUGGUCAAAGAAAGUCACGCAAGGAUACCCCAAAGUUGAUGUCAAGAACUUCAGUUCAUCUUGGAGAGAUGGAUUUGCUUUCAAUGCUAUAAUCCACAGAUACAGGCCUGAUCUAGUGGAUUUUUCCAAGCUAAGUAAGACCUCCCCAGAAGCAAAUAUAGAGUAUGCUUUUCAUGUUGCUGAAAAAGAGCUUAAUGUCCCCCGUUUGCUCGAUGUUGAAGAUGUAGUGGUAUCUGAAAACCCUGAUGAGAAAUCAAUCAUGACAUACGUCGCUUCACUGUAUGAGGUGUUCCCCCGCACCCCUACUGUACAAGAGUCGCUUCAUGACAAUGAAAAACAACUGAAAUACGAAGAAUACUGUAACUACGCCAAGAACCUUGUUGACCUGGUGAAUGACGUAAUCAGCAACCUUGAAAAGCAGAAAAUCCCCCGUACCAUUCAAGGCAUCAAGGAACUCAUCCUUGCUUUCAAUCGCUACCGCAUAACCGAAUACCCCGACAUGGUCGCGACCCGGCACUCAAUCAAAAUGCUCUACAAGAAUCUGCAGGUACUCUACGGACCGAUGACAACUUGGCUAGAUUUUCCUAAAGAUUGCAGCCCGAGGGAGCUUGAAGUUCUUUGGACAAAGCUGGUGGAUACUCAGGAGAGCUAUAACAAAUCCCUUCGCAUCGAGCUAACAAGGUUAGAACAAAUGUCUCAAGUCGCUGAGAAAAUCCACAAAGAGGCCAUAUUGGUAGACGGAUCUCUAGAUGAUAUUGAGGACAGAAUCAAAAUGGAGGAGCAACUAGAAGACUCUGUGGACGUUCAAACGCGUCGAAAGAGUUUCACAACCAUCGAGAAGUCUUUGGUCAUGUUCGAGAGCAGUAUCAAGCACAUGAUAUCAGGAUCCGAUAUUCUUGUCGCCGGGAAGUACCCGAGAGCCGAAGAUCUACAGGCACGUGUUCGCGCCAUUGAUCAUCGCUGGAACCGAAUACGCGCCCACCUCGGCCACCUUGCAAACCAGCUUCGCGACUACAAGUCCGUUACCACGGGCGAGGGCAAGCGAAUGAAGAUGGAGGUCCCCCUUACCCAGUCCCGAGCCCCCUCAACCCAGGCUGCUGCCCCGGAAUCCAUGGAUGCUGAGGAUGCUGCUGGCCCUCGCGGCACGAAGAAGGUGAUCACAGUGACCAAGCGGACGUACAAGAGUGCGACCGGUGAGCCCCUGGAGACUCGUACAACAGUGUCACGCGUCACGUCAUCGCUACCACCGGAAGAGCGCGUGAGCCUUUCCUUCUUAUCAUCCGACUCCCUCCCCUCCUCGGACUCCGGCAUCUCCCCCGGCUCCUCCCCCCAGGGGCGCAAGAUUGCCCGCCUGCAGUUCAACAUCGACAAGUCACGCAACAAGCGGCACACCCUCGACUCCAUGCUCCAGUGGGUUCGUGAGAAGAAGGCGUCGCUGGAGAUGGCCGAGUACGGCCUUGAUCUACCGUCGACCCAGAAGUGUCUUCAAGAGCACCACGGAGAGCACGACCUCGUUAUCGCGUUUGACGACGAACUCGCGGCCGCCAAGAAAUACGAGGUUGAAGAUCCCUCACUAAAGCCUAAAAUCUUGGAGUUACACGAGGAAUACGUUACGCUAGUGACGGCGUCUGUAGAGCGCAUGCGCCACUUGAAAAGCCUCGUCGAGUUCAUGAGCGAGGCUACCAAGGAACUCAUCUGGAUGAACCAACGAGAGGAGCCCGAGGUGUCACGUGACUGGGCACGCGCUGACCUUGACCUUGCAGACCUUGCUACCUAUGGCCAGGAACUUCUCUUGGAAAUCAAGGACCAUGAGCCUCACUACCAGGGUAUCGUUGCCAAGGGUAACGGAAUGGUCCAAUCAGGACACCCCGCACCAGGCCCCAUCGAGGCUUACCUCAGCGCCAUGAGCAGCCAGUGGUGGUGGAUCAACCAACUGACACUCGCGUUUGACGAGCAUUUGAAGAACGCUCAGAUACACCAACAGUUCCAAGGUGACGCCCAGGCCGCGGAACAGAAGAUGGUCCAUUUCAUCGAUCAGCUCAACACAGUGUAUGGUGUCCAGUCCAUCCCGGACAAGCAGACGGCUACUUCCAGACUCCACAAACUCGGUGAGAUGAAGCAAGAGCUGAUAGAUUAUAAAGACAUUAUCAGCUCACUACAACUGCUAAGCAAGCAGGUGACCCCAAUGAAGCAGAGAAAGUCAAAGUUACGGCAAAAGACUUCUGUCAAGGCUGUGUGCAGUUAUAAAAAUAUGCAGAACACUGUCGAGCAGGGAGAAGAAUACACGCUGUUUGAUAAUACAGAGCAUCAUGCAUGGAAGGUUGCCUCUAGCCCUGGAGAGCAGUCUGAAGUUCCCUCUGUCUGUUUUGUUAUCCCUGCUCCUGACUUAGAGGCAAUAGAUUUCGCUACAAGACUUGAGAUCCAGUACAAGCACUUGCUGACGCUAUGGAGGACUCGGCACUCGAAUCUCAAACAGGCACUAGCCAAGGAGCAAGUAUUCACCAACAUCAAAGUUGUAAAGUCAACCAUACCACACCAGGCACUCCCCCAACUUGCCCUGGCUGGUAGCAAAGACGUGGAACAACUAUUGAAAGAGAUGCAAGAUGGUGACCAGGAGAUCAUAGGCAUUACAGAACAGCUCGUCAGUGAGCAGGCCCCAGAGAGCACUGAUGGAACUGCCUUCAGUAGGACCUAUCAGACCCCUCAAGCUAUGGAUGAGAAGAGGGUUGAGCAAACUUUAAAAGAACUCACAAAAUGGCUAAAUGACACUCAUUCACUCAUCAACACAAAGUCUGAAGAGACUCUAAACAUGGAUCACAUUCCUACGCAACUACAGGAGAUCAAGGAUCUCCAAGAUGAGCGGGUCACCACACGCCAGCCUCAGCUUGAGGCUUUACAAACCACGCUUACCGCCAAGAUGGACCCACACUUACAGCGCAAACUUGAGACUGUCGUCACCAAAUGGAAAGCCACAACAUGCUCAAUGGAUGAGUGGCAGAAGAUGCUCGAGUUUGUUCUUCACGUGACGACUUUCAUUAGGGAGCUCUCUGAUUGGCUGCACCGAGUCGAGAUUAUCUUGAUCCAACAACCAGGACUUACUGCUGACCUCCGAGAAGUGCAGGCUCAGCUCUCCCAACUAGAGAGCAUUAGCGAGAAAGAGAUUAUUCCACGCUUGAAUAAGAUUGAGGAUGUCCAGCUUGCGUUACCCCAGCUGCGAGAACUAGAUCGAGCUCACACCCAGGACCUUCUUGAUAGAUGGGAUCAGGUGACAGAGCAAGUUGAUGAGCGCAUGCGCAGACUCGCCCGUGGUUUACAGGGCCUUCAUGGAUUCCAAACACCGCUGGCCGCGGAACGGACAUGGCUGGAUGAGGCAGAGCUUAAAGCCGAGGAGUUACGGUCAGCGGAAGAGCAUGCGCAAAGCGUGGAGCAGAGAAUGGAAGAGCUCACGAACUUCUAUACCGAGGUGUGCAGACACGAGACCCCGGUUAAGACGUGCACAACCGACGGGGAUGACUACACGAAUGAGUCAAAGGACUUCGAGGACUCGCUAGAAAGAUACCGACGCAGUCUGCACCACCUGCCCGAGUCUCGAGAAAAAGAGAAUUCUGCACUUGGGGCAGCGAGGAGAGGCCGAGAAACGAUACGAGCGAAUACGGCCGAGACGCGACUGCGAUACGAGCGCUUGAUGGCCGAGGUCCAGGGUGUUAUGGAGGCAAUGGUGGAUGUACUCAAGAAGGAGGGUCCGGAGCACAAAGAGGUGGAGGCCGCAUGCCUGGACUGGUGCUCCUCUAUUCAGCGCCUCCUGGACUGGGUAAGCGACACGGAAAAGACCCUGGUUCAGCAGGACGCCUCCCCGGCAGACGUGAGACAGCUGGAGGAGCAGAUAGAGGAACAGAAGAAAUUGACGCGCGCCAUCAAUGAGCGCAAGAGGCCUGUCGAGAGUGCGUUGAAGCAAGGCGAACGCUUCCUCCAGGGCCGUGCGGACCAGCUGGGGCCUGAGGCGAGGGGCGCUUUGGAUAGCAAGAUGACAAGCUUGGAGGCGCGAUGGAACCGACUGCAGAACGAGCUCGAUAACCGCUACAUGAAGCUCGUCCUGAUCCACGAGAAGCUGACGCGCUUUGAAGAGCUGUUGCAUCCGUUCUUGGCGUGGCUCAAAAGGGCUGAGGAGCACAGGGCAGUCAUCAUGAACAACGUGAACGACUCGCAGACGGCGCAGGAAAGACUUUAUACCCACAAGAAUUUCGUCGAGGAUGUGAAAGACCACGAGCGAGACUUGAAGGAGGUCAAUCAUUGUGGCGAGGAUUUCUUACACGAAGCCAAGGUGUUCCAAGCCGAACUUGAGCGUUCAGUAGCGACCCUUGGCGAUGACCAGGCCCCCUCGGAAGACCUCGGCAACCCGAACGAUAAGUCCUGGGUACUAGAAAAAAAACUCUCCGACAUCAACGAGCGCUACAACCGACUUCUGGUUCUACUGACCGAGCGGGGCACGUAUCUGGAUCGAUCGUGGAAGCAACUGAGAGAUUACGACACCAAGGCUAGUCAAGUCCUGCCUUGGCUGAGCUCGGCAGAGGAACGACUCGCUCGGAAGAUGGCGCAGCCUAUAGGAAGGGACCCGAGCACCCUACGACGAGAAAUCGAUGAGCUGAAGGCUUUCCAGGCGGAAGUCAAUUCUCACCAACCGGAAGUAAUAUCCGUCGACGUCCUCGGUCAUAGUAUCGAGAGGGUGGCGCCGACUUCCGGUAAGCCCGUGCGGCAGCGUUACGAUGAACUGUGUACGAACAUCGCACAAUACGAGGCGCGGCUACAGAGCGCGCUCACCAACUCGCAGAACUUCAAGGAUGGUCUUGACGGCGCCAUACGCGCGCUACAGGAAGUCAAAAAACACCUUGGCAAGCUAGAACCAGUCUCCAGCACGCUGGCCGAGCUCAGAACACAGGCACAGCAAUUCAAGGUGUAUCAGAACGAGAUCAACAAGCACGGGACCACGGUGGAUGCGCUCAACGAGAUGUUCCAGGGCCUGAAGAAGAAGCAGAAGGAGUCCAAGCUGAAGCAGCUGAACAAACUGUGGGACGAGGUGCGAGGCAUGGCGGAGAGCAGAAGAGCGGACAUGAAGAGUGUCUUUGUCAUGAUCGCUAAGGACUUCGAGCGCUGGGAGCUCACCAUGAUCAAGAGAUUGGAUUCCGGGGAGCUCGUUACAUCGGAUAUCCUCGUAUUUGAGGAAAAACUACAGAAUUUCAAAGACGAGGUCGAGCGCAUGCGGCCAGCGCUCCAAGGCGUCAACCAGGGCGGCCACGAACUCCUCAACCUCGAGCGCACGAAGCUGUCCGUGAUCUUAGAGACGCUGGACCGAGUCAACAAGGACUGGCAGACACUCUGCGUGAAGCUGAUGAACACUAGCUCCAAACUGGACGAGCUACAGGAACAGAGCGAGAAGUUCUACAACGUGCUGCGGAUCAUUACCACGUGGCUUAACACCACUGAGGUCACGCUCGUCUCCAUGGCAACCGUGUGCGUGGACCCGGAUGUGCUUGGACAACAGAUCACUCAACAGAAGGCUUUACAAGACGAAGCCGUGCAGUACAAAGCCCGCCUCGAUCUACUGAACGGCCUGGGCAAGGUGAUAAUCACUAUGUCCGGCCGUACCGACCACGCCCCCGCCCCCGGUACACACCCGAUCGAGCAGGACCUUGACGCUAUCCUUGCACGGUACGACGAGGUGUGGAAGAGCAUGGAGGCAAGGCGCUUCCUGCUGGAGACCACGUUGCUGCAGAUGGAGAGGUACCGACGACAGGUGAAGAGUGUCACCAUCUUUCUUAACAGAGCGGAGAAGAAGCAGAAGGAACAGGAUCCGGUGGGCUGCGACGCAGACACCAUACAAAAGCAGAUCUCGGAGCACAAGACACUGCAAAGAGACCUUCAGAAAGCACACGCAGACAUGGAGUCCCUACUGAAGUCUGGGAACGAGCUCAUGCAAGGCCGGGAGAGCGUUCCUGGGUCAGAGGAUGUUCGCGAGAAGAUGGAUCACCUGAAGUCGAGGCUUGAUCAUGUGACUGUGACGUCACUAGAGCGUCAGAAGGAGCUGGAGAGCACGUGGAGCGCGGUGAAGCACUUCACGGAGGCAGUCAGCGUCCUUGACAGGCGGCUCAAGAACAAGUUUGACGAGAUUGAUAUGCUCAUGAAGGCGGGCGCUGACUCCAUGGACGUGUACAAGGGGCUCAAGAGACUGGAGUCCGACCUAGAUCAGCUGACCUACCAGAUGACCACUGCGCGGGAGUCUGGGGACGACAUGAUACGACACCUCCACAGCACGCACCAGGACACCACGGCCGUUCGCGACAAACUCGACGACGUGAACACGAAAUGGAGCGACUUCCAGAAGAGGCUGAAAGAGCUGACCGAGUACUUGGCCACUAAGACUCAAAUUGCGCCGCAGGCCGGUGAAGAAGGAACAUCUACUGAACCUUCUCAACCGGAAGUACAGGAGGUCACAAACGCUGUCACGCUACAAGACCAACCGGUCACACAAUCUUUUGAACCAACUUCCGAAGAAGAGAAGGUGGAAGAGUAUGUUGACGAGUAUGGUCACGUGAUUAGGUGUAUCACAAGGCGCACUCUGGUCAUCAAGCGAUACAUAACAGACGACAAUGGACACAAGAAUGAUCUACCUGACAUGCCUCCUGAAGAAUUUCCCCCGAAUUCUGAAGUGCAUGAGUUUGUAGAUAAAAACGGACGAAUCGUGCGAAGGGUAAUUGUGCGCACUGUUAUUAAGACGUGCGUUAUUAAUGACGAGAAGGGGAGGCCUGUCAGUGAUCCUGAGGCACUUGACACAAGCGAUAUCCCACCGGGAUGCGAUAUCGAGGAACUGAUCGACGAGGAAGGCCGUACCGUCAAGAGAGUUGUGAAGCGACACAUACUUGUCCGAGUUUUUGUUUACAAUCACGAAGGACAGUUAGAGGAAAUUAAAAUCUCCCCUGAAGAACUGGCGGAGUUAUCUGAACCAUCCUGGAAGAAAAAGCCGCUAAAGAUGUCUAUCGCGUCUUCUAAGAUAGAUAAAGAGCCUGAUUCAGAAGCCGUCGGGGUCUCUUAUCCACUGGAAACAAUUGAACGGGAAAAGGAGUUCGUUGACGUGCAUGGACGAAUAAUAAAGACGAUUAUUACCCGGUCAGUCAUACGUACUUGGAUUGUUUUUGAUGAGAAAGGAAAUCAUGUACAAGAUACAAAUGCACCAGAGAGCGAGGAGCUUCCAACAGACUGUGAACUCGAGGAUGUGAGCGAUGAACAAGGUCGUGUAGUCAGAAGAAUAGUGAAGAGGUACAUAGUUGUCAAGGUGUUUAUAAUAAACCAUGAAGGACAGCUAGAGGAGAUCGAAAUUUCACCAGAAGAGAAAGCAGAGAUUUUGGAGUCUUCUCAAACCCAGACCACUAAGCCAUCUGUGAUAAGCCUUGAUGAGAAACCAUUGAAAAUGAAUGUCGUGGCGUCCAAAGCACCCUCUAAAGAAGUUGCGCCAGAAAAACGUGAACAACCCCAGCCUCUAUCACAGGCUAUCGAGGUUGACUUUCCUCUCGAAACAAGUGAACAGGAAAAACAGUUCGUUGACGUGCAGGGGCGAAUAAUAAAGACAAUUAUUACCCGGUCAGUCAUACGUACUUGGAUUGUUUUUGAUGAAGAAGGAAAUCCUGUACAAGAUACAAAUGCACCAGAGAGCGAGGGGGUCCCACCAGAAUGUGAACUCGAGGAUGUGAGCGAUGAACAAGGUCGUGUUGUCAGAAGAAUAGUUAAGAGGUACAUUGUUGUCAAGGUGUUUAUCAUCAACCAAAAAGGACAGCUAGAGGAGAUCGAAAUUUCACCAGAAGAGAAAGCAGAGAUUUUGGAGUCUCCUCAAACCCAGACCACUAAGCCAUCUGUGAUAAGCCUUGAUGAGAAACCAUUGAAAAUGAAUGUCGUGGCGUCCAAAACACCCUCUAAAGAAGUUGCGCCAGAAAAACGUGAACCACCACAGCCUCUAUCACAGGCUAUCGAGGUUGACUUCCCUCUCGAAACAAGUGAACAGGAAAAACAGUUCGUUGACGUGCAUGGACGAAUAAUUAAGACGAUUAUUACCCGGUCAGUCAUACGUACUUGGAUUGUUUUUGACGAGGAAGGAAAUCCUGUACAAGAUAAAAAUGCACCAGAGAGCGAGGAGCUUCCAACAGACUGUGAACUCGAGGAUGUGAGCGAUGAACAAGGUCGUGUAGUCAGAAGAAUAGUGAAGAGGUACAUAGUUGUCAAGGUGUUUAUAAUAAACCAUGAAGGACAGCUAGAGGAGAUCGAGGUUUCACCAGAAGAGAAAGCAGAGAUUUUGGAGUCUCCUCAAACCCAGACCACUAAGCCAUCUGUGAUAAGCCUUGAUGAGAAACCAUUGAAAAUGAAUGUCGUGGCGUCCAAAACACCCUCUAAAGAGGUUGCGCCAGAAAAACGUGAACAACCCCAGCCUCUAUCACAGGCUAUCGAGGUUGACUUUCCUCUCGAAACAAGUGAACAGGAAAAACAGUUCGUUGACGUGCAUGGGCGAAUAAUAAAGACAAUUAUUACCCGGUCAGUCAUACGUACUUGGAUUGUUUUUGAUGAAGAAGGAAAUCCUGUACAAGAUACAAAUGCACCAGAGAGCGAGGGGGUCCCACCAGAAUGUGAACUCGAGGAUGUGAGCGAUGAACAAGGUCGUGUUGUCAGAAGAAUAGUUAAGAGGUACAUUGUUGUCAAGGUGUUUAUCAUCAACCAAGAAGGACAGCUAGAGGAGAUCGAGGUUUCACCAGAAGAGAAAGCAGAGAUUUUGGAGUCUCCUCAAACCCAGACCACUAAGCCACCUGUGAUAGACCUUUAUGAGAAACCAUUAAAAUUAAGUGUCGCAGCUUCUAAAACACCGUCUAAAGAAGUUGCGCUAGAAAAACCUGAGCCAUCACCACCUGUGUCACAGGCUACCGAGGUUGACUUCCCUCUUGAAACAAUUGAACAGGAAAAACAGUUCGUUGACGUACAUGGACGAAUAAUUAAGACAAUUAUUACCCGGUCAGUAAUACGUACAUGGAUUGUUUUUGAUGAGGAAGGAAAUCCUGUACAAGAUACAAAUGCACCAGAGAGCGAGGAGCUUCCAACAGACUGUGAACUCGAGGAUGUGAGCGAUGAACAAGGUCAUGUAGUCAGAAGAAUAGUGAAGAGGUACAUUGUUGUCAAGGUGUUUAUCAUCAACCAAGAAGGACAGCUAGAGGAGAUCGAAAUUUCACCAGAAGAGAAAGCAGAGAUUUUGGAGUCUCCUCAAACCCAGACCACUAAGCCAUCUGUGAUAAGCCUUGAUGAGAAACCAUUGAAAAUGAAUGUCGUGGCGUCCAAAACACCCUCUAAAGAGGUUGCGCCAGAAAAACGUGAACAACCCCAGCCUCUAUCACAGGCUAUCGAGGUUGACUUUCCUCUCGAAACAAGUGAACAGGAAAAACAGUUCGUUGACGUGCAUGGGCGAAUAAUAAAGACAAUUAUUACCCGGUCAGUCAUACGUACUUGGAUUGUUUUUGAUGAAGAAGGAAAUCCUGUACAAGAUACAAAUGCACCAGAGAGCGAGGGGGUCCCACCAGAAUGUGAACUCGAGGAUGUGAGCGAUAAACAAGGUCGUGUUGUCAGAAGAAUAGUUAAGAGGUACAUUGUUGUCAAGGUGUUUAUCAUCAACCAAGAAGGACAGCUAGAGGAGAUCGAGGUUUCACCAGAAGAGAAAGCAGAGAUUUUGGAGUCUCCUCAAACCCAGACCACUAAGCCACCUGUGAUAGACCUUUAUGAGAAACCAUUAAAAUUAAGUGUCGCAGCUUCUAAAACACCGUCUAAAGAAGUUGCGCUAGAAAAACCUGAGCCAUCACCACCUGUGUCACAGGCUACCGAGGUUGACUUCCCUCUUGAAACAAUUGAACAGGAAAAACAGUUCGUUGACGUACAUGGACGAAUAAUUAAGACAAUUAUUACCCGGUCAGUAAUACGUACAUGGAUUGUUUUUGAUGAGGAAGGAAAUCCUGUACAAGAUACAAAUGCACCAGAGAGCGAGGAGCUUCCAACAGACUGUGAACUCGAGGAUGUGAGCAAUGAACAAGGUCAUGUAGUCAGAAGAAUAGUGAAGAGGUACAUUGUUGUCAAGGUGUUUAUCAUCAACCAAGAAGGACAGCUAGAGGAGAUCGAAAUUUCACCAGAAGAGAAAGCAGAGAUUUUGGAGUCUCCUCAAACCCAGACCACUAAGCCAUCUGUGAUAAGCCUUGAUGAGAAACCAUUGAAAAUGAAUGUCGUGGCGUCCAAAACACCCUCUAAAGAAGUUGCGCCAGAAAAACGUGAACCACCACAGCCUCUAUCACAGGCUAUCGAGGUUGACUUUCCUCUCGAAACAAGUGAACAGGAAAAACAGUUCGUUGACGUGCAUGGGCGAAUAAUAAAGACAAUUAUCACCCGGUCAGUCAUACGUACUUGGAUUGUUUUUGAUGAAGAAGGAAAUCCUGUACAAGAUACAAAUGCACCAGAGAGCGAGGAGCUUCCAACAGACUGUGAACUCGAGGAUGUGAGCGAUGAACAAGGUUGUGUAGUCAGAAGAAUAGUGAAGAGGUACAUUGUUAUCAAGGUGUUUAUCAUAAACCAUGAAGGACAGCUAGAGGAGAUCGAGGUUUCACCAGAAGAGAAAGCAGAGAUUUUGGAAUCUUCUCUUACUCAGACCACUGAGCCACCUGUGAUAGACCUUUAUGAGAAACCAUUAAAAUUAAGUGUCGCAGCUUCUAAAACACCGUCUAAAGAAGUUGCGCUAGAAAAACGUGAGCCAUCACCACCUGUGUCACAGGCUAUCGAGGUUGACUUCCCUCUUGAAACAAUUGAACAGGAAAGACAGUUCGUUGACGUGCAUGGACGAAUUAUUAAGACGAUUAUUACCCGGUCAGUCAUACGUACUUGGAUUGUUUUUGAUGAGAAAGGAAAUCAUGUACAAGAUAAAAAUGCACCAGAGAGCGAGGAGCUUCCAACAGACUGUGAACUCGAGGAUGUGAGCGAUGAACAAGGUCGUGUAGUCAGAAGAAUAGUAAAGAGGUACAUUGUUGUCAAGGUGUUUAUCAUCAACCAAGAAGGACAGCUAGAGGAGAUUGAUGUUUCGCCGGAGGAAAGAGAGACCCUUUUGCAAAUGGUAUCGACUGAUUUUGCUAAAACCCAGUCGACCACAGCGCCCACUGAAACACGAGAAGUGAAACAGACUUUCAACGUAAUGCCUGUUAAAAAGGCAGACCUGAAAGCAUUUGAUGUUUCAAUCCCGGAACAAUCUGUUGAAAGAGAAGGUUCGGAUCAGCAAUCCGUGGAGACUCGAGCUGAAGAGUUUACCGACCAGCAUGGCCGCAUUGUGAGGCAUGUAGUGACACGUGUAACAAUAUGCACAUGGGUUGUUGUAGACAAACAAGGUCGGCCAGUAAGUGAUCCCAAAGCACCAUCAUUGGACGAUAUCCCGCCUGAUUGCGUGGUAGAAGAGUACACGGACGACCUCGGGAGAACUGCACGGCGAAUUGUAAAGCGAACCAUCCAUAGACGAGUAUUUGUUCUUAAUAAACAUGGGCAGCAAACUGAAGUGGAAAUACCCCCAGAAAAAGACAUCAAGACAGGACCAUCCUUUGUUAUACGACCUGUUAGAAGAAGCGAACUUGAGCAGUUUAAUGUUGCACUACCUAAGAAACCUGUCUUGGAUCAGUCUAUUCCAACAGAAGAUAUUACUGUAGUGCCUAUUGGUGUUGAACACAGAAGUCGCCCGAUUGAAGGUGAUCCAAUAACUUCAACUGUGACUCCUUCAGAAAAACCUGAAUGCAAAAUUUUAUUUAAUCUCACACCAGUCAAAAAAAGCGAUUUGGAAGCCUUUCAAGUUGCCAAGCCUCAAGAGCGCGAGGUAAAAGAAAUACCGUCAGAAACGCAAUACGAGGAGUAUGUUGAAGAAACAGGACGCACUGUUCGAGAGCGAAGGACGGUUACAACAAAACGGACCGUUACGCAGGUGGUCAAGUCCCCUGGUAGUGUACCCCAACCAGGUGAUCAGACACUUAUGGGAGCGUUGGCCAGUGAUAUUGAUAUAGAAGGCGCAGAGGUUGAAGACUAUGUUGACGAGGAAGGGCGUAGAGUGCGACGACUCGUAAGGCGCACUGUAGUUACAAACGAGACGUUUACAAGCAAAUCCGUCCCCGCAAAAGCCGAUUCUAUGCCAGGGCAAAAACUGCAACCUUUUAGCAUUCAGCCUGUGAAAAAGAGUGAUCUAAGCACCUUCCAGAUAACACCUAUUUCCCAAAUACCCUCGUCGCUGACAGAAAAACUGCAGCCCGAGACGAAGUACGAGGAAUAUGUUGACGAACACGGCCAAAUUAUACGACGGACUACAAAAGUGAAGCACACUGCUGUGAAACAAGAACGAACCACUGUAACCAAGACUGUGACUCGUGAUGGUGUCACGACCCGCGAAGCGAAUGUGAUAGAAUCUCCACCAGAAGUAGAGUCAUCCACGCAGGUGUAUCGAGACGAAGAAACAUCGGUAAGGGACAUAAAACCUAUCAAGACUAAAGAAGACGUUUUCGAAUCCGCCGAGCCUGUGUUUCUGGUAAAGAAACCCGUAGACAGUGACAGAACGGGCAAACCUAUGGAAGGAAAGGCAACCCAACCUAACGAAACAAGUCAAAAUGUCAUCGAUGAAGACUCGCCAAAAGUCCUCGAAUCAGCUGAGCCUGUUUUCCUGCUGCAACUACCAAAAGACAACGACGAUAUUGAAGAGCCUAAUGUUGAAGAUGCACAGCCUGUGUCAACAAACGUUUUCGACGAUAUAGUACCUAUGGAAGUUGAAAGGAGGCCUGACCUCCCUGUCUGGCUUAUUGACAAACCCGAACAGGAUAAGCAGGAAGCAGUCAUUGAUGGCCAAUUUGAUUUAGAUAUUACCAUCAAAGGAAAACCAAAGAAGGAGGUUUCGGGAACACCUGUGCUCGAGGAAGUUGUUCCUAUGCAAGAAGACAAAAAGGUCAAUGUCAUUCUCUUUGAUGACCACGUUGUCGAACCUCAUACCACAGAGCGUAAAAGACAAGAACCUGCAGAGGAAAUUCUUUUUGAUUUCUCCGUUGUACCUCGAAAAAGAAAGACGCCAAGUGGCUCGCCCGUUGCCGAGGAAGAAUUCAAUUUCGAAACAGCCAUUAAAACUGAUUUUACUAUACGGUUUAAUGAUAGUACAGAGCAACCUAGUGCCGAACCUUCAGUGUCUGGGGUAGGUGAAGUGAGUACAGAAAGAUUGUCAUCAAAAGAAAGCGAGCCCGAGUCUGUUCCUCAUAAAGAACUUGGAAAGUCAAAGGUUGAAAAGACACCGGAAAAGAAAAAGGGAAAAGAAAAGGCUGAAGAUUCUGAAGAGUAUUACGAAGACACUGAAGAAAUCGUAGUAGUGAAAAUCAAGCGAAAAAAGCGAAUCCCUUCGUCAUUUAUCCCCUACGAUAAACCCAAAACUAUUGACAAGCCAAUAGAUGAUGUUUUCGAUUUCAAGAUCCAAACAAGACCUAAACCCAUUCUACAACGAGACGCUGAGGUGUCUGAGUUAAUUGUUCCUACCGAGUUCGUUGGUUCCUACUCUCUUCCUGACUUCGAGGGUUUAGACGCUGAAUCAAAGCCCAGUGAGCCUCAGCCUCCUCGCAUUUCCCAAGAUCUUAUACAGGAUGUCCGGUUGACUACACCUAAGCCCCCUCCUGACAUGGGUAUCUACAAUCCUGCGUUUGACAUGCUCGAUGAUGAAGGUCCCAUGAAUGGCAACCAGCCAGAUACUACAGAAGAUACUGCACAUCCGAGAAUGUCUACGUCGGUCAUUGCAGAAGAGGACGAGGAAGAAGCAGAUAAGCACAUAUAUGUACUCCCCAAAAAAACAUCAACUGAAGUACCUGAGCCUGCAAAACAUUUUAAAGAGGAGAUUCAAGACACGCAUGGCGAAGACGAUGAGGAAGUUGAAGAGUUCGUUGAAGUUGAUGGUAAACUUGUGAGACGCAUUGUGAGGCAUAUUUUCGCAAAGCCUGAAGGUGUCAAAGUCAUAGAUGGCGACGAGUUUGUUGAUGAGGAAAGGAUAAGAAAGGAUAAAGAGGAUCCUGAGGAAGAAUUUGAGGAGUUUGUUGACGAGGGAGGACGAGUUCUGAGGCGUAUUGUUAGGCGCACCGUUCCCACAAAAACCUUAACAACUAGGACCGUGACUAGUGACCAAGCUAGUCCCGAGGAAACGCCAACAGAAGAGGUCUUUUUGUCGGCUGAGCCCGUUGAAGGAACAGAAGUUCCCGAGGAGGGAGAUGUGGAGGAGUUCGUUGACGAGGAAGGGAGAAUUGUCCGAAGGAUUGUCAAAAGAACUGUUGUCACCAAACGCAUCGUACUACGUCCUGGUGAAGAUAUGCCGGAGACUGUCGAAAUGGUUAUUCCAAUGGAACAAGGAGAACUGAAGCCAGGCGAUAAAGACGAAGUAGUAGAGUUCGUUGAUGAAGAGGGCAGGAAAGUGCGUCGAAUUGUCAGAAGGGCCACAAGCACAAAGACAGUUGUGUUGGAUUCAAGAGAAACCCUGCCAAUUAACGUAAUGCCUGAUCAACCGAAACCGGAAGUUGAGUCUGCCGAGCCAGUUUCUCUCGAUAAAUUGCCUGUUGACAAGCCAGAUGAAAUGCAUCCAGAGGAUGAGACUAUAAGUGCGACAGAAACCGAGAGCAAGCCACAGCUACCAGAUUGGCUAGAACAAGUAAAGGACGAACCACACAAACCAGUCGAUUUUACUGAGGGUGAUGUUAGUGAACUCGAGGAAGGGGAAAAGCAAAUCCCCUCACAACCAACUGGAGUCCCCGUUUCCGAAGAUGUCGUGGCUUCAUCAGAGGAUAAAGAUGAACCACUGCCCGACUUUGAGGAUGUUAAGGAGCCUGAGGAAGAAUUUGAGGAGUUUGUUGACGAGGAAGGACGAGUUGUGAGGCGGCGUAUUGUUAGGCGCACCGUUACUACAAAGACCUUAACAACUAGAACCGUAACUAGUGACCAAGCUGGUCCCGAGGAAAUGCCAACAGAAGAGGUCCUUGAGUCGGCUGAGCCCGUUAAAGGAACAGAAGUUCUCGAGGAGGGAGAUGUGGAGGAGUUCGUUGACGAGGAAGGGAGAAUUGUCCGACGGAUUGUCAAAAGAACUGUUGUCACCAAACGCAUCGUACUACGUCCUGGUGAAGAUAUGCCUGAGACUGUCGAAAUGGCUAUUCCAAUGGAACAAGGGGAACUGAAGCCAGGCGAUGAAGACGAAGUAGAAGAGUUCGUUGAUGAAGAGGGCAGGAAAGUGCGUCGAAUUGUCAGAAGGACCACAAGCACAAAGACAGUUGUGUUGGAUUCAGGAGAAACCCUGCCAAUUAACGUAAUGCCUGAUCAACCGAAACCGGUAGUUGAGUCUGCCGAGCCAGUUUCUCUUGAUAAAUUGCCUGUUGACAAGCCAGAUGAAAUGCAUCCAGAGCAUGAGACUAUAAGUGCGACAGAAACCGAGAGCAAGCCACAGCUACCAGAUUGGCUAGAACAAGUAAAGGACGAACCACACAAACCAGUCGAUUUGACUGAAGGUGAUGUUAGUGAACCCGAGGAAAAGGAAAAGAAAACCCCCCCGAAACAAACUGGAGUCCCUGUUUCCGAAGAUGUCGUGGCUUCAUCUCGAGAUAGAACUGAACCGCUGCCCGACUUUGAGGAUGUUAAGGAGCCUGAGAAAGAAUUUGAGGAGUUUGUUGACGAGGAAGGACGAGUUGUGAGGCGGCGUAUUGUUGGGCGCACCGUUACUACAAAGACCUUAACAACUAGGACCGUAACUAUUGACCAAGCUGGUCCCGAGGAAACGCCAACAAAAGAGGUCCUUGAGUCGGCUGAGCCCGUUAAAGGAACAGAAGUUCCCGAGGAGGGAGAUGUGGAGGAGUUCGUUGACGAGAAAGGAAGAAUUGUCCGACGGAUUGUCAAAAGAACUGUUGUCACCAAACGCAUCGUACUACGUCCUGGUGAAGAUACGCCUGAGACUGUCGAAAUGGAUAUUUCGAUGGAACAAGGGGAACUGAAGCCAGGCGAUGAAGACGAAGUAGAAGAGUUCGUUGAUGAAGAGGGCAGGAAAGUGCGUCGAAUUGUCAGAAGGACCACAAGCACAAAGACAGUUGUGUUGGAUUCAGGAGAAACCCUGCCAAUUAACGUAAUGCCUGAUCAACCGAAACCGGUAGUUGAGUCUGCCGAGCCAGUUUAUCUUGAUAAAUUGCCAGUUGACAAGCCAGAUGAAAUGCAUCCAGAGGAUGAGACUAUAAGUGCGACAGAAACCGAGAGCAAGCCACAGCUACCAGAUUGGCUAGAACAAGUAAAGGAAGAACCACACAAACCAGUCGAUUUUACUGAGGGUGAUGUUAGUGAACCCGAGGAAGAAGAAAAGCAAACCCCCCCGAAACAAACUGGAGUCCCUGUUUCCGAAGAUGUCGUGGCUUCAUCUCGAGAUAGAACUGAACCGCUGCCCGACUUUGAGGAUGUUAAGGAGCCUGAGGAAGAAUUUGAGGAGUUUGUUGACGAGGAAGGACGAGUUGUGAGGCGUAUUGUUAGGCGCACCGUUACCACAAAGACCGUAACAACUAGGACCGUGACUAGUGACCAAGCUGGUCCCGAGGAAAUGCCAACAGAAGAGGCCUUUUUGUCGGCUGAGCCCGUUAAAGGAACAGAAGUUCCCGAGGAGGGAGAUGUGGAGGAGUUCGUUGACGAGAAAGGGAGAAUUGUCCGACGGAUUGUCAAAAGAACUGUUGUCACCAAACGCAUCGUACUACGUCCUGGUGAAGAUACGCCUGAGACUGUCGAAAUGGAUAUUUCGAUGGAACAAGGGGAACUGAAGCCAGGCGAUGAAGACGAAGUAGAAGAGAUCGUUGAUGAAGAGGGCAGGAAAGUGCGUCGAAUUGUCAGAAGGACCACAAGCACAAAGACAGUUGUGUUGGAUUCAGGAGAAACCCUGCCAAUUAACGUAAUGCCUGAUCAACCGAAACCGGUAGUUGAGUCUGCCGAGCCAGUUUCUCUUGAUAAAUUGCCUGUUGACAAGCCAGAUGAAAUGCAUCCAGAGGAUGAGACUAUAAGUGCGACAGAAACCGAGAGCAAGCCACAGCUACCAGAUUGGCUAGAACAAGUAAAGGAAGAACCACACAAACCAGUCGAUUUUACUGAGGGUGAUGUUAGUGAACCCGAGGAAGAAGAAAAGCAAACCCCCCCGAAACAAACUGGAGUCCCUGUUUCCGAAGAUGUCGUGGCUUCAUCUCGAGAUAGAACUGAACCGCUGCCCGACUUUGAGGAUGUUAAGGAGCCUGAGGAAGAAUUUGAGGAGUUUGUUGACGAGGAAGGACGAGUUGUGAGGCGUAUUGUUAGGCGCACCGUUACCACAAAGACCGUAACAACUAGGACCGUGACUAGUGACCAAGCUGGUCCCGAGGAAAUGCCAACAGAAGAGGCCUUUUUGUCGGCUGAGCCCAUUAAAGGAACAGAAGUUCCCGAGGAGGGAGAUGUGGAGGAGUUCGUUGACGAGAAAGGGAGAAUUGUCCGACGGAUUGUCAAAAGAACUGUUGUCACCAAACGCAUCGUACUACGUCCUGCUGAAGAUACGCCUGAGACUGUCGAAAUGGCUAUUCCAAUAGAACAAGGGGAACUGAAGCCAGGCGAUGAAGACGAAGUAGAAGAGUUUGUUGAUGAAGAGGGCAGGAAAGUGCGUCGAAUUGUCAGAAGGACCACAAGCACAAAGACAGUUGUGUUGGAUUCAGGAGAAACCCUGCCAAUUAACGUAAUGCCUGAUCAACCGAAACCGGUAGUUGAGUCUGCCGAGCCAGUUUCUCUUGAUAAAUUGCCUGUUGACAAGCCAGAUGAAAUGCAUCCAGAGGAUGAGACUAUAAGUGCGACAGAAACCGAGAGCAAGCCACAGCUACCAGAUUGGCUAGAACAAGUAAAGGACGAACCACACAAACCAGUCGAUUUUACUGAGGGUGAUGUUAGUGAACUCGAGGAAGGGGAAAAGCAAAUCCCCUCACAACCAACUGGAGUCCCCGUUUCCGAAGAUGUCGUGGCUUCAUCAGAGGAUAAAGAUGAACCGCUGCCCGACUUUGAGGAUGUUAAGGAGCCUGAGGAAGAAUUUGAGGAGUUUGUUGACGAGGAAGGACGAGUUGUGAGGCGGCGUAUUGUUAGGCGCACCGUUACUACAAAGACCUUAACAACUAGAACCGUAACUAGUGACCAAGCUGGUCCCGGGGAAAUGCCAACAGAAGAGGUCCUUGAGUCGGCUGAGCCCGUUAAAGGAACAGAAGUUCCCGAGGAGGGAGAUGUGGAGGAGUUCGUUGACGAGGAAGGGAGAAUUGUCCGACGGAUUGUCAAAAGAACUGUUGUCACCAAACGCAUCGUACUACGUCCUGGUGAAGAUAUGCCUGAGACUGUCGAAAUGGCUAUUCCAAUGGAACAAGGGGAACUGAAGCCAGGCGAUGAAGACGAAGUAGAAGAGUUCGUUGAUGAAGAGGGCAGGAAAGUGCGUCGAAUUGUCAGAAGGACCACAAGCACAAAGACAGUUGUGUUGGAUUCAGGAGAAACCCUGCCAAUUAACGUAAUGCCUGAUCAACCGAAACCGGUAGUUGAGUCUGCCGAGCCAGUUUCUCUUGAUAAAUUGCCUGUUGACAAGCCAGAUGAAAUGCAUCCAGAGCAUGAGACUAUAAGUGCGACAGAAACCGAGAGCAAGCCACAGCUACCAGAUUGGCUAGAACCAGUAAAGGACGAACCACACAAACCAGUCGAUUUUACUGAGGGUGAUGUUAGUGAACCCGAGGAAAAGGAAAAGAAAACCUCCCCGAAACAAACUGGAGUCCCUGUUUCCGAAGAUGUCGUGGCUUCAUCUCGAGAUAGAACUGAACCGCUGCCCGACUUUGAGGAUGUUAAGGAGCCUGAGGAAGAAUUUGAGGAGUUUGUUGACGAGGAAGGACGGGUUGUGAGGCGUAUUGUUAGGCGCACUGUUACCACAAAGACCUUAACAACUAGGACCGUAACUAGUGACCAAGCUGGUCCCGAGGAAAUGCCAACAAAAGAGGUCCUUGAGUCGGCUGAGCCCGUUAAAGGAACAGAAGUUCCCGAGGAGGGAGAUGUGGAGGAGUUCGUUGACGAGAAAGGGAGAAUUGUCCGACGGAUUGUCAAAAGAACUGUUGUCACCAAACGCAUCGUACUACGUCCUGGUGAAGAUACGCCUGAGACUGUCGAAAUGGAUAUUUCGAUGGAACAAGGGGAACUGAAGCCAGGCGAUGAAGACGAAGUAGAAGAGUUCGUUGAUGAAGAGGGCAGGAAAGUGCGUCGAAUUGUCAGAAGGACCACAAGCACAAAGACAGUUGUGUUGGAUUCAGGAGAAACCCUGCCAAUUAACGUAAUGCCUGAUCAACCGAAACCGGUAGUUGAGUCUGCCGAGCCAGUUUCUCUCGAUAAAUUGCCUGUUGACAAGCCAGAUGAAAUGCAUCCAGAGGAUGAGACUAUAAGUGCGACAGAAACCGAGGGCAAGCCACAGCUACCAGAUUGGCUAGAACAAGUAAAGGACGAACCACACAAACCAGUCGGUUUGACUGAGGGUGAUGUUAGUGAACCCGAGGAAGAGGAAAAGCAAACCCCCCCGAAACCAACUGGAGUCCCUGUUUCCGAAGAUGUCGUGGCUUCAUCAGAGGAUAAAGAUAAACCGCUGCCCGACAUUGAGGAUGUUAAGGAGCCUGAGGAAGAAUUUGAGGAGUUUGUUGACGAGGAAGGACGAGUUGUGAGGCGUAUUGUUAGGCGCACCGUUACCACAAAGACCGUAACAACUAGGACAGUGACUAGUGACCAAGCUGGUCCCGAGGAAAUGCCAACAGAAGAGGCCUUUUUGUCGGCUGAGCCCGUUGAAGGAACAGAAGUUCCCGAGGAGGGAGAUCUGGAGGAGUUCGUUGACGAGGAAGGGAGAAUUGUCCGACGGAUUGUCAAAAGAACUGUUGUCACCAAACGCAUCGUACUACGUCCUAGUGAAGAUACGCCUGAGACUGUCGAAAUGGCUAUUCCAAUAGAACAAGGGGAACUGAAGCCAGGCGAUGAAGACGAAGUAGAAGAGUUCGUUGAUGAAGAGGGCAGGAAAGUGCGUCGAAUUGUCAGAAGGACCACAAGCACAAAGACAGUUGUGUUGGAUUCAGGAGAAACCCUGCCAAUUAACGUAAUGCCUGAUCAACCGAAACCGGUAGUUGAGUCUGCCGAGCCAGUUUCUCUUGAUAAAUUGCCUGUUGACAAGCCAGAUGAAAUGCAUCCAGAGGAUGAGACUAUAAGUGCGACAGAAACCGAGAGCAAGCAACAGCUACCAGAUUGGCUAGAACCAGUAAAGGACGAACCACACAAACCAGUCGAUUUUACUGAGGGUGAUGUUAGUGAACUCGAGGAAGGGGAAAAGCAAAUCCCCUCACAACCAACUGGAGUCCCCGUUUUCGAAGAUGUCGUGGCUUCAUCAGAGGAUAAAGAUGAACCGCUGCCCGACUUUGAGGAUGUUAAGGAGCCUGAGGAAGAAUUUCAGGAGUUUGUUGACGAGGAAGGACGAGUUGUGAAGCGGCGUAUUGUUAGGCGCACCGUUACUACAAAGACCUUAACAACUAGAACCGUAACUAGUGACCAAGCUGGUCCCGAGGAAAUGCCAACAGAAGAGGUCCUUGAGUCGGCUGAGCCCGUUAAAGGAACAGAAGUUCCCGAGGAGGGAGAUGUGGAGGAGUUCGUUGACGAGGAAGGGAGAAUUAUCCGAAGGAUUGUCAAAAGAACUGUUGUCACCAAACGCAUCAUUGGUCCUAGAGCAGAGGACGGCUUUGACAUGAUUAUGCCACUUGAAGGUGUGUCCAUGACACCCGAACAAGGGGAUGAGCAGAUCGAGGAGUUUGUUGAUGACAAGGGAAGGACAGUAAGGCGGAUUGUUCAAACAACUACAUCCCAGAUUGUAAAGACUCAGUCAUACCCAGUAGACAAUAAAAAUGUGUGCGAAGCACCGAUCAAGAGUGUUAUUAGUGCACGUACUGUUCCGCUUGACAACACAAGAAAAGUUUCAGUAGAGAAAGUUGAUCCCCUCAAAGUUGCACUACCACCCAUUGUAUUCGAGUCUGGUGAGCCUGUUUACCUAGAGAAGGAACCGUUGAAAGAACAAUUAGAGGGGCAUCCUGAAAUGGUUGUUAGUACUGUUCAGGUUGACGCUUGCAGGCCGCAAACAGAAGAAAGAGUGGAUGAAUAUAUCGAUGAAAAAGGAAACUUAGUAAAGAAAAUCACCAAACAUUUUGUAAGCUCCAGGACCAUUCUGCACCAUCCAGUCUCCCAAGAAGACCAAGUCAGUCCUCCGGUUGAACUCACAAAGGAAGGUUGUGUUUUUGAGACGGCUCCCGCAGUCUCUCAUCCCGCUUCGUAUGUUGAUGAAGACGGACGCGUGUGGGCAACAAAGACUUCCCCCCUUUCACCUUCGUUCCAGGUCGAGACGUUUUUCAGGCCGGAGGACCAGCCUUUUAGCAUAAUGGAAAUCGAGAGGAGUGCAACGGACCCAGAAGAGUACGUGGAAGAGUUUGUGGAUGAGGAAGGUCGCCAAGUAAAAAGAGUAAUCAAGAAGUACGUUACCACUAAGACAAUUGUCAGAUCCAGGAAAGGCGACGGGGGAAAAAUGGAGAUUCUCCCUGAAGAGGAUGCAGAGAAAGAACAACAGAAAUUUCCUGAAGCAAGUACUGCUGCAAUUGUCGCAGAUGUUGAAACAAAGGUUUUCGAAGAGCCUCAGUCGCAAAUUAGGGCUGACGAGGUUUUGUUUAGCGGGUUGAAUAUAAACAGGAGCAAGCAGUUCUUCACUCAAACCACAAUCACUGAACACAUCCAGGUGAUAGAGGAGAUAUACCUUCUAGUGGUACAAAUGAGAUCUCAGAUUGUCUCGCACGCUGCCAGAUACCAGCAGUUCGAUUUCGUGCUUGAAGACCUCCUCCAGUGGCUACUCGACAUGGAGAAGCGUCUGACGUCAAUGCAGCCUGUCUCCUGGAGGCUGGAAGACCUGGUCGCUCAGCAACUCGCCAGCCAGAAACUCAACGACGAGUUCCAAGAACACAAGCCCAUCAUCGAGAAUUUCAACCACGUCUCAGACUCCUUGCUUCAGCACGCGGCCCCUGAAGACCGCGAAGGUCUUGAGCGAGAGGUUAACGGUGUGAAGGGAGCGGCGGCGGACGUAGAGAGGAGAUUGGCGGAGCGCGAAAAGACGGAGGAGAUGGUCCGCGAUCGAUCGAGAAGGUACGAUGACGCCAAGAAUGGCCUUGCGGAGGUCGUACAUGUGGUGGACCUGAAACUCGGAGAGCAACACGCAUACGGAGCCGAACCUGACGGAAUCCGCGCAGAGCUCAGACGCCUUGAGGUGCUUAAAGACAAACUCUACAAGGGCGCGGCAGCCGCAGAGUCCGCUGGCCAAAAUUUAUUGUCUCUAGAGGGACCGGACGCCGACCUGUCAGGAGUAGACGAGGAGCUGAGAGCUCUGAACGAGCGUGUGUCCGACCUCAAGGUCAGGCUGUCGGCCUUUGAGGAGCACUACCAGGAUCACUUGCAGCAAGCGGAGGCAUUCCAGGAUGCGGUCAGGCGAUUGCUGGACAGACUGGCCGCCAGGAAGGCCCUCCUGGACAGAGACGAAGUGGAUACCAGUGACAAGAAUGCCGUACGUUCACGGAUCGCCGAACUUGAGAAUCUUCAUCGCGAAAUGGAACAAGCGCGCCCGCUGUUAUCAACUGCCACUGCCAGUGGUGAAUGGUUAAUACAAAACGCGAAGAAGUCCAAAGCCACCCUUCCCGACGGUCGCCGGGAGAGUGAGGUUAUCCCAUCCGAGGUCGCUGACACACUCAACACUCUCGAGCGCAAUUUCCAGCAGUUGGAGGGAGCGAUAUGUGAGCAAAAGCGCUACCUCACCGAACUAACCAUAGAGCCAUCAGUCACGUGCGCAGAGCUGACCGAAUACAUCCGCGAGUUCACGGUCUGGCUGUGCACGGUCGAGGACCGAGUGGACCGGGCCGAGCCUGUUAGUCAUGACGUCAGUGCCCUGAAGGAGCAGCAGGAAGAAGUUCGUGCGAUCAAGACAGACGUGGAUGCCCACAAGCCCACCUACGAAACAAUCAACAAACAGUCUGAAGAUUUCCUGGAAAAGACUCGUCCAGGAGCUGAGCGGGACGAGAUAUCCCGACUCUACCACGAUAUCAAGCCGCGCUGGGAGACCAUCAACCUUCGCCUGAGCGCUCGUGAAGACCAGAUCGCAAGCGUGCAGCCCCUGGCUCUGGCCUAUGAGGAGGCCCUGAAUGACGUGGAGGGAGUAGUGAAGGGCGCCGAGACACACCUGUCUAACCUUGGCGACGCGCCCUCUGGCAAGCAGGAGCUCCACGCGCUCAACGGCGUAUUGAAUACUGUUGACAAGCAUCACCAGGAUCUGGAAAAGGCGAAUGCAAUCGCUGCUGAACUCGCUGCUAAACUGGACGAGCUGGAUGGUGAUUCCAGCGGCAUUAAGCGAAUACAGGACACAGCCAAUAAUCGUUACGAUAAGGUCAAGCGAGACCUAGAAAACAAGAAGCACCACCUCGAGUCCGACCAAAACGACAGGUUCAUCCGAGCCUUGGAUGCCGUGGCAACGGAAAUCAACAAGCUGGAUAGCGAGAUCCCGGAUGAUAGGCUGAAUGAAGACCCGGAUGAGCUGAGCCAGCAGCUGAGCAAACUAAACGCGGAGUACAUGUCCCUGUGCCAGCUGAAGACCAUGCUAGCAUCGCUACAGAACGCCGGCAUGGGCAUCAUCGAGAAGAAUAAGGACGAUCCUACAAUCGUGGAUGAGCUCACUCACAAGAUCCAAGAAGUAACCGAUCGAUAUGUGGCGGUGGAGCAGAAGCUUCGUGAUAGAGCAGCGCUAAUCCAGAAUGCGUUGUACAAGCGCCAGAACUUCCAGCAGGCACUAGAGGACUUUGAAACUUGGCUCGUUCAGACGGAGGAGAAAGUGACAACUCAGUCAAUGCUUUCAAUCAGGCCUGUGGUCAUCAAGAAACAGAGCAGCGAACAGCAGGAGCUGAUGGAAGAAAUUGAGUUACACGAGCCGAUCCACAAAGACCUCCAAACACGUGGUGUUACGGCAGCAAAAGAAGCGACAUCAAGAGCCGACCAAGAGAGUCUGGAGAACCGACUGAAAGACAUCGUGCAGCGCUGGCGUAACAUUAACAAGUUAGCGGGAGACCGUAGCAAAAAGCUGGAGAAGCUGCUACCUGUUGUGAUGAACUAUGUUCAGUAUAGGAAUAACUUACUGGCUUGGUUAAGUGCGGAUGAGAAGAGACUGCAGGAAUUAGCGCUCAAUGACGAGGUCAGCAAUAUGGACGUGCUGUCACAGAAGCAGGAAACCAUGAAGGAACUCCGUGCUGCGAUUGAGGACAACCGCGUGGUCUACCAGCAGCUCAUCUCAACCUCCGAAAUUCUGAUCAGCAUCUGUCACGAUUUUUUAAUCAACACGGACGCUGUGGUUGUUAUUGGCGACGUUGAGGAAAUCAAACGUCGGUUUGAGAAACACAGCGAAGCAGUUCGAGGGGGCGAAAAAGAGCUACGUAACUCGAACAAGACUAUGGCCAAGGUCCGUGAGGUGAUGGAGCCCAUGCAACAGGUGAUGAACGAGGCCGAGGGCAUCUUGGCACAGGAGCCCGCCUACGGUACAGAUAUAGGACAGGUCAAGGAGGAACUCGACAAAGUCAACAAAAUGCUGGACGUCCUUGAGACGACGGAGAUCAAACUUGUUCGGCUGUCUAAGCAAGUGACAAACAAUGAGUACAUCAUCACCAUUAUCAAGGACAACCGUGUCAUGCAGGUUCGUCUGAAGGAGCGCAAGGUCAAGCUGGAAAAAUACAUCCGCACGGUCGAGGUAUUCCAGGGCGCUGGCCGUGACGUAGAGGUCAAGGUCAUGGGGAUUAUGACGUUCGUGUCGGUCGAGAUUCUCGUCACGGAUGUUGAAAACAUCAAAGACCAGCUUCAGCACAUUCAGAACCUCGAGGAAGAAGUUGUCAUCCAUCGACGCAAAAUCGAGACCAUGGCAGAAACGGGAGAAUGGAUCAUCCGACAGAACAACGAUAAUGAAGAGGUGAUAAGCGAGGUGAAGUCAAGCAUCUCUAACGCGCGAAGCAGCGUGGAUGAGGUGUCUGUCCGUUUGAGGGACAGGCGGAGACGGCUAGAGACAGCGCUCACAGAGAAGGAGAGAGUUUAUGACACGCUCGGAAACUUCGAGAAGCGUGUGGUGAAGGUGGAUAAAAAGCUGCAUCGCGCCAAGCCAGUGUCUGCAGAGUACGUGGUGAUCAAAGAACAGCGCGUCUCACACGAGGUCGUUGUCAAGGAAGUGAGUCUCUUGAAUCCCAUCUCCAAAUACAUCUUCCCAGCGGCCCAAAACUUGAUCCUUGAAGCACCCCCUGGAGCUGAAAAGGACUCGCUUGAGAACCGGGUGUCUGCCACACAGACAUUAUGGGUAGAAGUGAAGGAGAAGUCUCAUGGCCGCCAUCAAGUCAUCGAGAGUGUGUUCCCAAGCGCGCAGAACUACGACGAUGCAUACAGAGCGCUCAUCAUCUGGAUGAAGGAUGCAGAGUCGCGGGUGAUCAACUUGAGUCCCGUGUCAUGUGACCAGGAUGCUCUGAACAAACAGAAGAAGGUUUUGCAGGAGAUGCAGCAGGAUGUCGAAGACCACAGCCCCGUGUAUCAGUUCUUCUUGACAUCUGCAGACGCGUUACGGGAUGCGUGCAGAAAAGCGAACAUCACGUGCGGACUACAGCCCAUCGAGAUGCUCAACUACGAGGUCAAUAACCGCUGGCAGGUCAUCGAGGAGGCUCUGGGAACCAAACAGAAGAAGCUGGACGCCACUCAGAAGCAGUUGCUGCGAUACGAAGAGGCGGCAGGUACCCUUGCAAAGCUGCUGGGACGAGCAGAGGAGGCGCUCCGAGACCAGACUAACGCGGGUACAGACCUAGAGCUAGCACGCGCAAACAGAGAUACACUAAAGACACUACUGUCAGCCUUGGAGAAUGCCAAAGAAGAUCUCGACAAUGUCAACAGUGAGGGAAACAACCUCGUCCAUAUGGCUGACUCUCAGCUUGUUAACGCAUCACCCAUCCAGGAGGAGCUCGCAGCACUAAACAGUCGCUUUGAUGCGGUGCGCCAGAACCUUGAGCGAGAAGAAGACAAGCUGGAAAAUGUUAUAAGUAACGCGGAGGACUUCGAGGGUGCUCUGAACACCUUUGAGUCGUGGCUGCCCGAGGCUAUGGCAUCCGUGCAAGGCUUUAAACCGAUCAGUGCCGAACCUGAUGAGCUCAAGAAACAGCUGGCGGAAGUAGAGGCGCUGCACGCCUCUCUUCUCGAGAAACGCCCGCUACUCGCCACUGCACACGACUCUGGUAACAAACUUGUCGCCGUGUGUGACGGGCCCAGAGUAGAAGACGAUGUAGCAGGCAAACUGCAGCCUUUCCAGGAAGCGUAUGACGCCCUUGUCGCGGUAGUAGCGGACCGUCUGGGUAAGCUGCAGCUGAUGCUGAUGCAGUCACAGAAGUUGGAGGAAGCUCUAGCGGAUGCUAUUCGCUGGCUUGAGGAGGUUGAGCGGCAGCAAGCCAAACAGCUACCCCCCAUACUCAGCAGCAGUAAGGUCAACAUGCAGAAGGCCGAACAAGAGUCUCUAUACCAAGGUAUUGUUGCCAAGCAACCUGUCAUAGAACACAUUGAGCGAAGCGGCGACACCAUUCUGGAAAGUAUGAACCCAGGCCCCGAACGUGACGUCCUCAAAUACAAACUUGCCGAUAUGACCCGACGAUACGCAGUCGUCAAGAGCAACGCCGCUGACCGCAAAGCGAUGCUCGAACAAGUGGUUCCCUUUGUUGAGCACUACCACAAUGCAUUGCAGCCAUUCGUGUCGUUCUUGGAGGAUUCCGAGGAGAGGCUGGAACGCCUUAAAGCUCCGCCCACAGACAAGGAGGAUGCCGCUGACCGAAGAUCAAGUAUUAAGGACUUUAAGGCUGUCGUCAAAUCACAGAGCAAGAACCAUAAGCUCGUGAACUCAACAGCGGCGGACCUCCUGGCCCACUGCAACUCGCUGCCAACCAAGAUCGACCAGACUCCAGUGUUCAAUGAAGUACAUCACGCCAAUGCACGGUACGAUAAGCUAGUCAGAGCAAACUUCACUCUGGAAACGCAGGCCCGAGUACUUGAACAAAGCCUGAAGCAGUACCAGCUGGCCUUAAAGCCCUGCCAGGAAUUCUUGCUCGAGCUUGAGAGCUACCUGGAAUCGGAGCCUAGCUUUGGCCUGGACGCAGGGAAGGGCAGAGAAGAACUCAAAACCAUUGAUGACUUGACAAGCUCCUUAGACUCUCACCGCGCCAACCUUGAGGUGAUGGAAGUUGCCACACCGCCAAAACUGGGACAGGCGCAGGAGCUGGACGAAGAGGUUGCCUCACUUGCGCAAAGCUUCGAUCUGAACGCUGGCAAGCUGAAGCGUGUGCGUGAUAGGGUGGACCAACAGGUGAAGAUGUGUGAUGAGUUCGCGCCGCUGCAUGAGGAGGUGGUCGGUUGGUUGGCAGAGAUGGAGCCAGUGGUUGAGAACAUGCGCCCUGUCAGCGAGGACGUACACGCUACAAGACAACAACUGCAGGAAAUCAGGGACAUAAAUGACCAGUUCCUGGCCACUCGUCCAAAGAUGGACAGAAUGGAUGAGAUCUGCGAAUGUGUAGCAGACAUCGAGAAGGACGACCCUGCUCUGGUCGCCACCAUACACGAUAAGAUUGAUGAGGUGGAGCAGCCGUACGAGCGACUCCACGCGCGUGUAACGAGGAGACUCGCGCGGCUCCAGAGCAUUCUCCAUCAAAGUCAGGACAUGCAGCUUAGCAUUGAUGAGUUGAAUAAUACGCUAGCGGAACUGGAGGGUCAUCUGGACGAACAGACGCCUGUCACUGCGAGCUACGAGACCGCGCUACAGCAAAAACAGGACCAUGAGGGCGUCUUCCUCCAGAUAGUUAUCCACGAGGUUAUCUUCAACGACGUCAUCGAACGCGUCAAAGAACAUUUACAGCAGGCCGAUCCCGGACCUCAACGGGACAAACUCUCGGACAGUUUGUCCGACCUUGAGACCCGCUGGAAAGAUGUCCUGCACAGAGCGUCCGAGAGGAAUGAUCAGCUUGAGGAGGUGGUACCGUUGGCGCAGAGGUACAUGGAAGCCGUGGCGGCUUUCCUGCCCCCCAUAGAUGAGAUGGAAGACAUUAUCGCCGAGUACGGAGAGGUCUUGUGCGAGAGGCACGCUCUUGGCAAGGAGCAGGCUUUGCUCAAGUUCUUACAGCAGUUCCUCCAAGAAGAUAUCGAGGGCUACCGUCCAGUCCACAAGACCCUUGUCGAUAGUGCUGACGAUUUGACUGAAGCCUGUCACUUAAAUGGAGUGACCGAAGGCGUGCCCAAGAUCGAGGAAGAUGUACAAUUCAUGGUUGAACGCUGGAACAAGAUCAACAAAUUCUACAAGAACCGUCGCCAGCAGGUAGAACUGGCGGAUGAGAAAGUGAAGAAAUAUCGUGGUCUUCUCCUUCCUCUGGAUACCCGUGUCAAGAAGGCCGAAAAGUCCCUGGAGGAGUCUGAGUAUGAGGGGAUUGAUGUCGAGGCUGGCAAGAAGGAACUGGAUACGAUGAAGGCAUUACAAGCUGAAGUCAAAUCCCUGGAGUCUGAGAUCCAAGACGUGGGACAGGAAGUGAACAAGGAGGAUUCUGACGCCAUCAACUACAUGCCCGUCAAACAGCGCGUCAAGGGCCUGGGAUCUAGAUGUGCUUCAUUACGACGUCAGCUGAGCGAUCGCGUGACAUGGCUUGAGCGUGUUGUCAAGGAGAUUGUCACGCUCGUGACUGUCACAGAGGAGAUUGUGGAGUACCUCAGCAUGGCCUACGAGAAGAUGGAGCAGCUUGAGCCGAUACACCAUGAUGCGGGUGUCAUCAAACAACAGAUGGACGAAGUCGAGACCUUCCGCGACGAAAUAUCAGUGCAGCAAACUUCACUCACGGCUGCCGAGCAGGCCGCUAAAAACAUCACCCUUCUCAAGAAAAACGACCCCAAGGGUGUGCGCAUGGUCAGCGAAAGGCUCAAUUCCACACGGACGCCGCUCAUCGAGCUGGCAGAGAAGCUGAAAGAGCGCCGGGCUAAGUUGCUGAGAGCUCAGGAGCAUCUCGAUGCAUACCGCACGCAGCUUCAGCCGGUGGAGGAAGUCUUCAUGCAGGCGGAAGAGGCCUUCGAGGCGCCUGUCGACUUAGAGAAGGGAGAGGGCGAGCUUGAAAAAGUCGAGGCCGCUAUUAAAGAGAUGGCUGACAGCGACAAACGCGUCCAUCUCAUACGCCGCUCAAGCCAACAGUUACUUCGCGUCAUGGAUGUCCAAUCACAGCCAGGCUCCAAGGUUCAGGCCGAGGUUGCUAAGGUAACACACACGCAACGUGGUCUGACGUCGAGCCUGAAGAAGAAGCAUUCUCAGCUUCAAAAGGGGCUACACGACUACACGAGGUUUAUGGAGAUCAUGGCCGAGCUAGACAAAUGGCUUCCAGGAGCCCGCGUGCGCGUAGAUGAAGUAUCUCCGGUCAGCGGAGAACCUGAGAAGAUUAAAAGUCAGAUUGAUGAGCUACGGGAAUUGAAUGAUGAAGUCCAAGAAAAAGCGGCUCUUUUGGAGCAAGCUAAGCAACUGUCAGAAAGCAUCAAAGAGCUUAGCAACGAGGACCAAGACAUCCAGCGCGAUAUGUCCGAUCGGCUGAGCAGGGUGGAGCCGCCGCUAGAAGAGCUGAUAGCCGCUCUUAACAGCAAGCAGAGCGAGCUACAGAGCGCACUGUUACAGAGCCAGGACAUAAGGGAGUCCCUAGACGACCUGAGCCGCUGGUUGGUCAGCGCCAGUAACCUGUAUAACCUGCUUGGCCCGGUUUCUGCGCGCUAUCCCAUCAUCGUGGAUCAGGAAGAAAAACUUGCUGACUUGAAGAAGCAACUGAAACAACAUUCCCCUGCGUAUGAUCAUGUCAUGGAUAAGGGGCGACAAAUACUCUCCACUCUCCCUCCCACGGGACGUGAGCAUGACAAGCUCACCCAGAAACUGAACGACACGGAGGCAGCCUGGAAAGCCUUGAACGACAAGGUGCAUCACCAUAGCAACCAGCUGGACUCAGUUAAACCCACUGCUGCCUCUUAUGAGAAGAAGAGCGAGCCGUUCCUGGCAUGGCUGAAGGACGCGGAGAAGCGACUGCAGGGUUGUGAGAAGAUACCAAGUGAUCAGGAGGAUGUACUGCAUUUGCAAGAAGCCCUUGAGCUUCUUCAAGAUGAGGUCCAAGCCUGCAAGCCCGACCUCCAGGCGAUCUCCGACACCUUCCGUACCCACGAAGGCGUUUGUAAGGACGCUGACGCCCGCAAUGACUUGCCACUCAUUGAAGACGAGGUCCAGUCUAUGACUGACCAAUACGAGGCCUUGCGGCGGGAUGUGGGUCGGCAGCUGGACCGGGUGGCCGAGGUACAAGAGGAGCUUGCUGGGUACCAGGAGGCGCUCCUUGCAGUGGAGGAGACCAUGCGCGAGGUAGAGGAAGUGGUGGCAGUGGAGUACGUCUUGGUACUUGAUGUACAACAAGCGCACGAGGAACUCAGCAAAGUCAAGAAAUGUGUCGCCGUGCUGGAUAGCCGGAAACCCACCCUCCAUACUUUGAAACAGCACGGGAAGGUUCUUGCUGAGAAGACAGGGAGCCCGGAUGUGUUGGACAAAGUGGAGGAGGCAGAGCAGAAGUACGACAGGUUGGCGAGCAAGGGGCAUGACCGGGUCAUUUUCAUGGAUAAGGUGGUGGAAUUCCUCGACUCGUACGACACCAACAUCACCAAAGUCGAGGAAGACAUUCCCCGACUGUCAUCCGUCAUAACCAGCCUUGAACCCGUUAGCACUGAAUCAGACAAGGUUCAGGAACAACUCUCGCAAACCACCGAUCUCCAAGAAGCCCUCGCCAGCGAUAAGACAUGCCUCGACACCGCCCAGGAAGCGGCGGAUUGGCUAGCAGGGAAUGCGAACCCGGAGGACGGUACAGAGCGCGAGCUGCAAGGUAGAAUCGGGCGUAGUAAGGAGCCUCUAGGCGAACUGAUGACUGCUGUGAGCGAUCGACUCAAUGAGCUGCAAUGCGGGCUCGUCAAGACUCAGGAGUUCCGAGCUGUGUCGGAGGACUUCCUUAUUUGGCUGAGCGCGGUGGAGGAGAAGCUUUCGGACGAGAGGCCUGUGGUAUCUAAUGUAGAGACCAUCCGGGACCUUAAACGCGAACAUCAGCCUAUCCACGAUGACAUACAAAAGCACGAGCCGGUGUUCAACGCCAUCAAGGAAGCUGCCGAUAAAAUCCUCACGACUUCUGAACCAGGCAAAGAGCGUAACAAAGUUGAGCAUCGUAUGGCGCAGUUACAGACACGCUGGGACAACCUACAGAAGGAUUCUUCCAACAGACAGAUGGUGCUGGAGAAAGUGGAGCCUCUUGCUCAGCAGUAUACCGCUGCAGUACGCGAGAUUGUGCCAUGGUUGAUGGUCGCCGAAAAGAAGCUCUCUUCUAUCAACUCCGUGCCUUGUAACAAAACCAGUCUGGAGUUCUUCGAGGAGUGCCUCCGAGACAUCGAACAUGACGUCGAGGAACAUGACGCAACUAGACGAACUCUGAACGACAUCGCGCGAUCCCUGAUCGAGCUAAACCCAAGCGAUAAAGACGCAGUUUCUCAGGAGAUUCGCUCCAUCAACAACCGUCUGAAUGCCCUGACAGAAGCUCUUCCCGCUAAAAAUAAACAGAUUGAGAAGAUGAAGGAGCUGCUGGCGAACUACCAAGAAAACCUGAUCAGCAUCGAGGAACUCAUCGUGGAAGGCGUGGUCUUAUGUGCGUUCAGCACGCCGCUCAUGGACAUGGAGAAGUUAUCAGAGGAACUGGAGCUCAUCACUGCUAUUCUUGUCACAUUCAGCGAGCAAGAACCUGUGCUGGAGGAGAUCGUUGACGUUGCCCAACAGCUCAUCGCCUUGCUUGACCGUACAUCACCUGACGUAACUGUCAUCGAACGACGAGUGGAGAAGAUGUUUGCGCGGUUUAGUGGCGUACGCGGCCGUCUUGAUAACCGCAAGAAUCAGCUCGGGAAACAUCUGGAGCACCUGCGAAGAUUCCAGGAGUGCAACGAGGAACUACAGACAUGGUUCACUGCCAUCAUACCGGUGAUGGAGUCCUUGGCGCCUGUAAGCACAGAGCCAGACAAUGUCCGCGUCCAGUUGCUAGAGGUAGAGGAGUUGAUCGAUGCCACCCAACUCAAGCGACAGGUGCUCACCACGUCCCAGCAGGCUGGGGAAUGGCUGAUGGAGUUUAACAAGGAGGACGAGUCGGUCACUGUGGAGGUCGUUUCCACUGUGAGCCGCGCCCAGGUGAAGAUGGACCGGAUCUUGAACACACUUGACGCACGCCGUGACCGUCUGCAGACGCUAAUACUGGAGUGCCAAGACAUCAAGGUCUCGUUAACAGACUUCGAGAAUGACAUGGCGGGAAUUGAGGAGGAGCUAGCGGGAAUGAGGCCCGUCUCUGCUGUGCACGACACUCUCAAGGAACAAGAGAGAGAGUUCAAGAUGCUCCAAGAAGAUAUCCGAGAGACAAAUGAUCUUGCGGGUGAGCUGAUCUCUCGCACAGAACAACUCAUCGAGGACGCCGAGUCCAGCCCUGAGCGCGACGCCCUUGAGCAACGCCUUCAAGACCUGAAGACCCGCUGGGCUGCUGUAAAAACUAAGAGUGAGGAUCGCGAGAAGGAGCUGGCCAAACACUCUCCUGUCUUGCACCGUUACUAUGGCACUGUAGACCCCUUUACCAGCUGGCUGACGGGAUUGGAUAAGAAGCUAGGCAAUCAGGAGCCAGUGUCUUGUAACUCUCGCACGGUGGAGCGACAGCUGGAGCAGGUUCGGGAUCUUCAACAGCAGGUCGAGGAGCACGGCUCACAGUACGAUAGCGUCAAGGAGCUUGCGGCGAACGUCAUCAGUAACGCCCCGGAUGACGUGUACGUGGUAGAGGCACAGGUCCAGUACUUGAACAAGCUGUGGGAAAGUGUCCGGUUACGACUGAGUGAUCGCGUGCGCCAGUCGGCAGAGGUUAAAGACUUGGCGGAGGAGUACGAGGAGGCUAUACUGCCUGUAAACGAGCUCUUUACUAGGGCCGAGGAUGGUCUUGUGCCUAUGGAGAUGGUUGGCUGUGAUGUCGAUAGAGCAAAGCAAGCAAUCGCUACUACCAAGAGUGCAAUCAGUGCCCUUGAGACGCACAAGCCCGACGUCCAACAUGCCGUCAAGAUCGGACAAAAUCUGAUCACUUCUGCGGAUAGUGAUUCACCAGAUGUGGCAUUACUUCGUAAGGAAGUCAGCCUCCUGUCUGGGACGCGUGUUGAGUUGAAAGAGCUUCUUGAGGAGCAGCAGGCCAAGCUUGAGCUGGUGGUCAAGUGUUGCGAGGUGUUCGAUAGCAAGAUGGCCGAGCUCGGUCUGUGGGUAACUGAGGCUUCAGAGACGACUUCGGUACAAGAACCGAUCAGCACGAAUCCGAGAGUCGUCAGUAAACGGCUCAAAGAUAUCGAGGCUACACAAGACGAGAUCGCCAAGAGGCAUAACACACUUGACAACAUGGAGCUAGUUGGUAGAGAUCUGAUCUUAGCUACAAACGAAAAUCCCUUCGUGGUGGCUGAGGUGCAGGGCAGGCUUACCAAAGUACGUGUGCAGAUUGAUCGGCUGGACGCGCGAAUGGAGCAGAGGCGAGAAAUCCUACAGACUAUCCUGCUACAAUUGCAGCUAUUUGAGGUUAGUCACGAUGAGUUCCAAAUCACCAUGGCAGAAAUGGAGGCCGAUCUCACCAACAUACAACCAAUAUCUGCUAUCUUCCCUAUCGUGGACGAACAGAAGGAUGACAUCCAAUACUACAUUCUCGCAACCAUUGCCAAGAAACAGCCAGUCUUCGACAAGCUAAUGGAGGAUGGCCGGGACAUGGCGGAGAGAAUGGAGCCUGGAGAAGAGAAAGACGAGCACGAGGCGAUUCUCAAAGCCACCGCUGACCGAUGGGGGGGGAUCAAAAAGAGCGCUUCGGACAUCGAUAAGAAAAUCGAUGAGGUUCACGAGGCAUCCGCCACGUUUGACAGGAAACGUGAGAAAUUCGAGAAGUGGCUAGACGAGGCUGAAAAGAAACUUGGUAAGAUCAAGCUCGUAUCGUGUAACCCCAACGAAGUUGACAGAGUGAUUGAACAACUUGGCAGUCUGCUGGAUGACGUGUACUGCCAUGAACCGCACUUUGAUGACGUCAGCGAUGCUGCCAAGGCUUUGAUUGACUGUUGCCAAGUUGACGGUGACGUCAUUAAGGCUAAGUUUGUGGAUUUGAAACACCGGUGGGAUGCCUUGAAUGAGAGCGUGCCUGCUAAGAAAUCUGAAGCUGAGAACAUCAAAGAAAACAUCGAGAAAUACAACAGCGCGUUCCAGCCCGUACGCGAAGCCUUUACACAGGCUGAGGAUCUUUUGUCAUUUAGCGAGCCCCUUGGUACUGAUGCUGACAAACUCCGAGAUGAGCUAGAGAGAGUCAAGGCUUUGGCGUCUACACUUGAAGAUCGAAAGGCAGAUGUGAAGCAAAUGAAUCAGUCGGGUAAGGAGCUUAUGGGAGUGGAAAACCAGUCAGUGACAGGGAUUAAAGAUGAGGUUGAUUCUGCGAACAAGAAAUCAAAGGAUAUCCCUAGAAGGCUCGCUGACAGGCAGAAGCAACUAGAGAAAGCCCUCAAGGAUGCCGAGAAAUUUGACGCUGUACUUGAGGAGAUUGAGAACUGGUUGCCUGCUGAACAGGAACUGGUCCAGAGCCUUCAGCCGAUAAGUAGCGAUCCCGAGAAGAUCAGAGCCCAGGUCAAAGAGACCGAUGAGAUAUUAGAGGAUGUAAAAGGCUACGUUGUCAGACUUGCUGAGCUGGAAACCACAGGCCAGCGGAUGAUCGAGGGUAAUGUCCAUGACCCUGAGACUGUGGCCGCUGUCCAAGAAAGCAUUGACAAGGUCAGGACACCAAUCGAAAAGUUGAAUGGAAAACUGGAACAAAGAAGCGCGAGACUUCAGGACGCGGGGCUGCAAUCCCAGGUAUUCCAAGACUCGUGUGACGACUUUAUCGCAAGGUUAGGUACCAUUGAAGACCAACUUGUGAGCGAAGCUCCCGUUUCUCCUGAAUAUUGCGAGACAAGGAAGCAGAAGGAAGAGAACGACGAUGUUCUAGACUCUAUACAACAACAAGAGCCAGUAUUUGUCAAACUUGUGAAGGCUGGGGAGAGGGUCUUAGAGAGUGUUGAACAAGGCGACGAGCAGAAGGCCUUAGUGAAGAAGCUCGAGGAUCUUAUAGAUCGCUGGAAUAGAGCAAAAGAUAAGGCAUCCGAGCGUAACGGGCUUCUGAAAUCCGUCAUUCCUGAUGCUAGAGCUUAUCAGACAACUCAACAGACCUUUGAGCCGUGGCUGUCUGACGCUGAAGAUAAGCUAAGUGAGCUUGGAGUAAAGUCCAGUGAGCCCGAGGACAUGGACAAGCAACUGCUGACGCUGUGGGAUCUCAAGGACGGCAUCGAGAAGCAUGUGCCUGAGUUUGAAGAGCUCAACAAAGCGGCAGUUUCUUUGAUAAAAAAAUGCCCAGAUAACAGUUAUUUCAUCCACGCGCAAGUCCAAGACACCAAUCGCCGAUGGAAUGCACUGCAGCGAGAUCUGGAAGACAAGGAAACCGAACUCAGUAAUGCUAAAGAUACAGCGGAAAAUCUACAAGAAGCAAUCAAAUGCGUAGAGGCGGCCGUUAACCAUGCUGAGAACUCUUUAGAGAUGUGCGAAACACCGAAGGUGGAUCAAGACAGCGUGAAAAAGAAUUUAGAGAACGUCACGUUGGCGUUUGAGAGUCUUGAAGAAUGUGAACCGCAAAAGAAAGAUGCUGAGAAGUGUGCGGAUGAUCUUCUUGCUAAGAUGGACGAUGACUCCACUGAUGCCACGGUGCUCAAACAACAAGUUGACAACCUUGGAGAGAGAUACUCACGUGUUAAGGAUAAAACAAGAUCGAAGAAGAAGCAGCUCGAAAAGGUCCUUAUCCUCGUGAUCGAGUUCGUGGAGAUUUACGAAGAGAUCACAAUCUGGAUUGAGGAGACUACUCCCGGAGUCGAUAACCUACCCGCAAUCAGCAGCAACCCUUAUGUCGCCAAGCAGCAACUCGAGUACGUAGAGCAGCUUCAAGAUGAAGUCAUGGCUAAGAGGCCCGUGGUUGAGAAAGCCGAGGAAAUCGGUCAGAGGCUAGUCGAGAGCUGUGAAAGUGACCCGGCAGUUUACAGCGAAGUGAACACCAAGCUCGCAAAGAUCAAGACGCCACUAGAUGCUAUUGAAGCGAAGGUGAACAAUCGUCAGGAAAAGCUACAACUUGCUGUGCUACAGACACAGGAAUUCCAGACUACGCUUGAUGACUUUACGGAGAAGCUGGCGAAGAUUGAGGACGACCUGGAACAUGUCGGGCCGGUAAGCGCUGUGUACGAUGUUGUGAAACGGCAGAAACACAAGGUCGAGGAGGCUAGAGACGACUGCAAACAGCUGGAGCCAGUGUUUGAAAAGGUAUCAAGCUGUGGAAAUGAUGUGCUCGAGUCUCUGGAAGCUGGAGAGGAGAAAGACGACCUGAAAGGAAAGCUUGAUGACAUGGAGCAACGAUGGAAGAGCGUAAAAGAGAAUUUUGAUGAGAAAAAAGAUCAGUUGGAUGAGGUUGUUCCUGUUGCGAAGGCCUAUCACGAUCUGUCGCAGAUGUUCCAGGAAUGGUUACAAAACGCGGAGAAAUAUCUCUCCACCUUAGACCCGAUCUCGUGCGAUGAGAAGAGCCUCGCCCGAGAAGAGAGAUCACUCGAAGGAAUCCUCGCUACCGCCGAGGACCACAAACCAAACUUGGAUUCACUCAACGACGCAGCAACCUCACUCGAUGCGUUGUGUGACAAUGCCGAGGUAACACAAGCCGAAGUGAAGGACAUAAACAAGCGUUGGGCAGCGGUGUUGGAGGGGAUGGCUGAUCGCAAGCAGCACCUUGCAGACGUCAGGGUUCUGUUGGCAGCGCUGAAGGCAACGGUGGAGCCUGUGGAAGAACUUUUGGACCAGGCGGCCCCAAUCCUGCAGGCGCCUGUCUCGUACGGUACUGACAUACCGACAACUGAGGAGGAGCUCCGGAAAAUCGAGGACUUGUUAAACCAGCUUGAAGAGCAGCGCCCCGGAGUAGACACGCUAGACGAUAACUUGGGCUCACUUAUGGAUGCAGUUGACAAGUCCCCGGAUGCAAGGCGAGUCAAAUUUGAAGUUGAUAUGGUGGAGGGGCGCUACAACGACGCGCUCGCCCAACUUAUGGACCGGAAGUACAACCUUGAGAACGAUGUGACUAACGCGAGACAAUUCAACGCCACGCUAGAAGAGCUAGACAACUGGAUACCGGAAGUGAAGGAGCGCGUUGCUAAGCAGCAGCCAAUCAGCACCGAACCCGAAACAGUGCGAAAACAGCUUGAGGAAGCGCAGCUGCUCAAAGAUGACAUCGCCAAACACAAUGCCAUCCUCGAGAUGGCUGAAAACGCCGGCCAGCAGCUGAUCUCCAGCAGUAAACAUGACCCUGCAGUUGUAGCAGACGUCUAUGGAAAGCUCAACAAGGUUAGGACUGCGCUGGACUCGCUUGCUGGAAAAGUCGACCAGAGGCAGGCACGCUUGCAGGGCGUACUCCUACAGAGCCAGGAAUUCCAAGUAUCCUUUGAGGACUUCUUGGAAAAGCUUGCUGGUGUGGAGGAGCAGAUUGCAAGGCUGGAGCCGGUCUCUGGGCUGCAUGAGACUGCUAAAGAACAAGCACAGGACCACAAGGCAAUUCGAGAAGCUGUUUCUCAACUGGAGCCAGUAAUUGCGCAAUUAUUAAAAACCGGGCAAGCCAUUCUUGACAGCUCCGAGCAUGGUCCAGACCGAGACGUGCUGGAACAGAAGCUACACGACACAACCGCACGGUGGAACAGCGUCAAAGACAAAACGAGCGUGCGGCACGCCCGCCUGGACAAGGUUGUACCACUUUCCAGGAAACACAAGUACGAGAGUCAGACAUUCAAACCCUGGCUGAGCGAUGCGGAGAAGAAAUUGCAAAGGGUUGACCCUGAAUCAUGUGACAAACCAACGCUCGAUAAACACCUAAGGACUCUAAAGGAGCUAGACGAUGAAGUGGAAGAUCGUAAGCCCGACUUGCAGACGUUAAAUGACACCACUGCGGACCUAAUAGAGAGCUGCGAAGCCGAUAAAUACAUCAUCGAAGGCGACGCCCAGGACUUCAACAAGCGCUAUGACAAACUAUCCGCUGGUAUUGAUCACCUGAAGAAGAAGGUUGAAGACACCAAGGCUGCCGUGGAUAAGUACGAAGAUGCACUAUCACCGGUGCAAAAAGCCUUGGAUGAUAUCGAGAAAGCUAUCUUGGCUCAUGAGCCGACUGGUAUUGACAAGGCGAAAGGCCAGGACGAAAUGGAGCGAAUCAAAGAACUAGAUGCAGCCUUACAAGAUCUUAAUUCUGAGGUGAAAAAAGUGGAGGAUGCUGCUGAUGAGGUGGUGACAGCGGUAGGAGAGAAGUCUCCGGCUGCAGACGAUGCUAGAAAGGAUGCUGACGGAGUAAGGCAGAAGUAUUCGGACUUGAAAGACAGUUUGGCCGAACUGAAGGAUAAGGUCGAUGAAGAGGUCGCCAUGUCGGACAAGUUCCAUGAUGCUUUGAGCGCCCUGGAGGAGUGGUUACCCAAGGUUCAGGAAGCUGUGUCUAAUCAACAACCAAUCAGUGGUGAUCCCGAGACUGUGAAGAAACAACUCCAAGAAGCAGAGAACAUUCGUGAUGACAUCAACAAAUAUAGGGGUCUGCUGGAUAAGCUGGAAGACACUGGUAGAGACAUCAUCGCCUCAAGUAAGGAAGACCCACGGGUUGUACGCGAAAUUCGUGGCGAGCUCAAUAGACUCACAGCGCCCAUGGAUGUUGUAGCGCGAAAAAAUGCCGAUAGACAGACAAAACUCCAGGGUGUGUUACUCCAGUGUCAGGAGCUCCAGGUCUCAUGCGACGACUUCAUGGACAAACUCCAUGACUUCGAAACGCAAGUCACCUCACAAGAACCCGUGUCUGCCAUUUUGGACAAGGUAAAAGAGCAAAAGUCUGAUAACGAGGCGUUACAAGACUCCCUUGCCCAACAGCAAGCAGUGAUCAAUAAACUAAUGCAGUCAGGAGAAUCGGUGCUUGAGAACUUGGAUGAUGACAACGAGAAACAAGCUCUACAGGAUAAGAUCAGUGAGUUAGAGGCAGGCUUUGAAAGCGCAAAGGAUAAAGCAGCCGAGAGACAAGGGAAACUAGAGAAGGUGGAGCCUGAGGCGCAACAGUUCCGCCAGGAGGCUGAUAUCAUCAGGGCCCUCAUAGAGGACGCAGAGAAGCAGGUACAUGCCUUUGAGCCCCUCUCCUCCGACCUUGCGCAGAUUGCAAAGCAGAGAGACCUCCUUGAGCAGAUCAAGGCAUCUGCAGACAAACUCGUGUCAGGAAUGACAGAGCUCGGGCAGACAGCAGACUCUCUGAAGGAUAAAGCAGAAGCUGAUGAAGACGUCAUCCAGGACGAGGUUGACGACCUGUUGCGUAAGAUCAAAGAGCUGACUGCCACUCUUAAUAAGAGGGAGGCGGAGCUUAGCGUCGUGGAGCAGGCGGCCGAGGAGUAUCAUGUCACAGUAGCGCACGUUGAAGACGUCUUUACGAGUGCUUAUGAUGCCGUAGACGCGCCAGCUGUGUUUGGUACCGACACGGACCACGCAGAGGAACAGCUUCACAAGAUUAAGGCGUUGCGUGACCAUCUAAACGAGAAACAAGGCGAUGUGGAUAAGCUUGGCCUAUCGGGCGACACUCUGCUACAGCACGUGCAUGACCACCCUGUCGUCUCCGACAAAGUGUCUGAUAUGUCAAGUCGCUAUGGAGAUUUGAAAGACAGGCUCCAAAUUCGAGAGGCUCAGCUCGGCGAAGAGAUCGCCAAAGCGCGCGAGUUCAACGACAAAGUGCGCGAAAUAGACGCAUUCCUAGAAAACGCGCGGGACGAGCUUGCGAGUGCGGGACGCAUCGGUACGGAUCCCGAAGUUGUUGCUUUACAAUUGAAGGCAAUUGAAGACCUGAAGUCAAAAAUCUGGGAACAGAAACCCAAAGUGGACGAUGCCCAAGAGUUGUGCGAUUGGCUGACCGACAAGAACAAGGACGAACCACUCGUAGCUGCCGGGAUUAAGGACAAGUUUGAUAAGGUAAAGCGUCCGUAUCACGACCUCGUGGCCAAAUUAUCGGACCUUGAAGGCAGGCUACAAGCGGCCCAGAUGAGAAGCCAGGAGUUCCAGCAAUCUUUCGAUGACUUCCGCGGCAGGCUGGACGAGAUGGAAGAGUUAUCAGCCAAGCAGAUGCCGGUAUCGGCCGUGUACGAAACUGUGAAGGACCAACAGAAAGCGGAUGAGAUUCUCUCGGCUAAGAUCAAGCAGCAAGAGCCUGGGUACGAGCAACUUAUGCGUAGUGGAGCUAACCUGCUGGAGACCGCUGACCCUGGGCCCGAGCGAGACGAGUUGGAGGCAAAACUAAACAACACAAAAGAACGCUGGGAGGAUAUCCAGCAGAAGGCCGUUGAUCAUCAGGAACGCAUCAACACAGCAGUACCAGAAGCUACGAAGUACAACGAAGCAGUAAAAACCUUGGUUCCUUGGUUAGAAGAGACAGAGGCUCAGCUUGCAGCAAUGGAACCUAUAACACCAGACACCAUGGCUUUAGACAAUCGGGCCGAAGUACUGGAAGAUAUACGAAAAGAUAUUGAUCGCCAGAAAGCCACCCGAGAUACUACCGAAGAAAAAUCAAAGGCUUUGAUAGGUGUAACGGAGGCAGAUAAAGAUGUCGUGGAAUCAGAGGCUUGUGAUGCAGUUGAGAGAUACGACAAGCUGAACGCUAAAUGUGCACUAGAAGAGCAGCAAACAAGUGACGUGAAAGAGGCAUUUGCUAAGUACGCUGACGGACUCGAGCCCUUGCGGGCACUUCUGGACAAGGCAGAGCCCGUACUUGGGUCCUUAGAGCCAGUCAGCGGUGAUGUGAACAAGAACAAGGAGGAGCUAGAGAACGUCAAGAAACUUAAAGAAGAACUCGAAGGAGCCAAAGACAAGCUGAACUCUCUGAAUGAUGCGGAGCGAGUUCUUGAGGACGCACUGACCAGCGUCUCUGGAGACCCCUCUACUGUUCAAGAAGAACUGGCAGCUGUCACUCAAAAGUAUCAUGACCUAUUAAAUAUCGCCAAUGCCCGAGAGGAGGAGCUUGAGAAAGCUGUGAGCCAAGGUGGCAAGUUGCGAGACAUGUUACACAAGGUCGAGGUCUGGAUCGAGGUGACCGAGGAGAUAGUGGAGGUCUGGGAACCAGUAAAGACUGACCCAGAUGUCGCCAGAAAGCAGUUAGAUGCCGCAAAGGAAAUAGAAAAAGGUGUGUCCGAUCAAAAAGAAGACCUCGAGAAAGCUAAACUCAUAUCAGAGGAAGUUGUGGCGACCACCAAAGAUCCAGUCCAAGCUGCUGAUAUAGAGUCGCAACUCGCCAAACUCGACAACUCGCUCGAUGAACUCGCCGACAAGGUGAACAGCAGGAAGAGAGCUCUGGAGGCGAUUAUCUCACAAGGCGAUGCAUUUGAAGGCGCUUGUGACGAGUUCCUACGAUGGUUGACUAAAACAGAGCGUGCACAUGCGCAACUGAGACCGAUUUCCGCCGACCUGGACACUCUCAAAUAUCAGAAGACGGAACACGAGCCCAUGCAGCAAGAAAUACUUAACAACGAACCUUCAUAUGCUGCCUUGAUGAAGGCGGGUGAAAGUCUCAAGGAGGCAAGCCAAUCAGCAGAGGAACAAGAUAAUCUAGACGAGAAAGUCGCUGACAUCUCACGGCGCUGGGACGAGCUGAAGUCGAAAUCCAAUGAACGAAGCUCUCUCCUGGAUGAUGCCAUCUCUGCAGUAGCCGAGUUCCAGAACCUGCGCGACAAGUUUGUGCCAUGGCUUGCGGAGGCUGAGAAGAAAUCUGAGGACUUGAAAUUAAGUUGUGAGCCGAGGGAACUGGAUGAGCAGUCGGAGAAGCUCAUAAUUCUCAAAGAAGAUGUCAAGAACCACGAGCACGAUUGUGAGAAGCUCAACGGAGCUGCGCAAAGGGUCAUAACAAUCUGCAUUGAGGAGGUCACAGUCAUUGAAGAGGAAAUUCAGAUCAUUGUAGAGCGUUAUGGAAAAUUAGAUAAGCAGCUACAAGACAAAACAGUCAGAGCAGAGGGCCUACAAGAUCAGCUAAUGAAUUUUAAUACUGCCCUUAAGCCUGUCGAGGAGAAGCUAUUCAAGAUUGAGAGCGCAGUCGAAGAUGAGGCCUCGCCUGUGUGCGAUCUUGAUAAGGCAAAGGAGCAGCUUGAAGCGCUGGAUGGUCUGGCUGAAGAGCUCUCACAGCUCCUGCCAAGCGUGGGCGACACAUCUCAGGCAGGCCAUUCCAUCGUGGAUGGUAAUCCGGACGUCAAUACCGCGCCUGUUCAACGUGAGGCUGAUGCCUUACAAGAGCGAUAUGACGCCCUGAAGGCGAGGAUUUCGGACAAGAGAGACAAGGCGGCUGUCCUAGUAGCUGGCCUGGAGCAAUACUGGGACAAGGAGAAGGAGCUUGGUCAAGAAAUGCAGGGCGUUCGUGAGGGUCUGGAUGAGAACAGACCCAGUGUGAUGGACCUUGAUACACUCAAGGCUCAACUCGAAAAGACCAAGAAACUCAAGGACAACCUAGAGGGAUUAACCCCGGCAUAUGACGACGUAACAGCCCUCGCCCAGGACAUGAUUAACGCGGGACUUGGGUCUGAUCCAGCCAUGGUUAAGCAGAUAGCGAGCACGGAUAAGGAUUGGCGCGAAUUAGGCGACUGUGCUGCCAAACAGGUCCAGGGCUUGGAGGCUGUUGUGGAGCAGAUGGGUAAACUGCAGGAAUCACUAAAGAACACGGACGAGGCAAUUAGUACGGUGGAGAAGAAGGCCGAUAAGCUUUCGCCGGUUGGCACUGAUGUUGAAACUAUCGAGCAGCAAAUGGACGAUCUAAAGGAGUUGCAGAAAGAGGUUGAAGAUAUCGAUGAGCUCAUCGCUGAUCUUAACGACCAGAAAUACCGCGUGGCACUGCAAAACCCGACUGCCGAUACUUCUGCUAUAGACAACACCAUCGCUGAGCUAAGCCAGCGGUUGGCUGUUGCUAAGCAUGCGCUAGUGGAGCGCCAGAGCAGGCUCGAGCAGGCGCUCCUUCAGUUCGGCAAGUUCAACGAUGCGAUGCAGUCACUACUGGAUUGGCUUGCAGAGACGAGAGAGCACAUCGAAAACCAAGGCACUGUGUCGGCGGCGGAACCAAAGGUUGUCAGAGCACAGCUUCAAGAACAAAAGCUGUUUAUGAAGAUGAUCGCUGACCGCAAGCCCACAGUGGAGUCGGUCCAAGAGACUGGGCGUGAGAUCCUUAAGACCGCAGACGACGACAAGCGCCCUGAGAUUGAGAUCGGGCUUGCUGAUAUCAACUCCCAGUGGGUAGACCUGAACGAGCUGGCAGACGCGAGGCAGAAACAGCUGGAAGACGCGCUCGCGGCCGCACAGAAGUUCGAUAACCUGUACAAAGACGCGUCCCAAAAGAUCGCGGACACGGAGGAACGGUUGAAGGUAGAAGAGUUGGACGCUGCAAAGGCCCAACCUGACGAGAUUAAGGCGCAGCUCGAUAAGCUACAGGAACUGUGCAAAGAGAUAGAUGCCAUCGAGCCGGUAAUGCAAGCGUCUCUUUCUGCGGGUAACGAGUUGAUCCCUCACUGCGACGAGGACGACCGAGACAUUGUCAACAUGAAGAUGGACAAGCUAAAGGACAAGUACCGCGCACUGGCGCGAGCCUCCAGGGACAAGCACGCCAAGCUGACCGAGGCUGCCAACCUGUCUGACAGGUUCUUCACUGAACAGGACAACCUGCUCAACUGGUUUGACGACAUGAAGGGGAAACUAGAAGAUGCGAGGGCUGAGGAUCAAGAAGCUGAGGACGAACAGAAGAAGCUAAAGGACCUUCAGCAAGAGAUUUCAAAUAAGCAACCCUCCAUCAAAUUCCACAUGCAGACGGUUGACGCGCUGAAGAAACUCCUCGCUGAAGACGAGAAGCCCAAGGUGGCCAGCGCUUCCGAGGAGGUGCACGAGAAAUGGAAAGCUCUGUCCGCGGACGUGGAGAACUUGGCCAAGAGCAUGUUCAGCGCUCAGGAGAGAGUAGAAGCGUUUAAUCUUCGUCUGGAAGAGAUGAAGGUCUGGCUGAAGGAGACGGAGGAGAAGCUGGAGGCGUUUGAGCCUGUUGGUGUUGAGCCUGAGAAUGUCAAGAAGCAGCUUUCUGACCAUACGCCUUUUAACACCGACGUUGCCUCCCAUGAGAAGCCUGUCCACGCGAUUUGCGAAACUGGCGAAACCCUGAUGAUCGCCCUCCGAGACGACGAGCAGAAACCUCUCAAAGAACAACUCGAUGACAUCAAACAGCGCUACAAAGAUAUCAGCGGUAAAACCACAGCCAGACAGGCGCAACUUGUGGAAGCGUUACUUCUAUCGCAGCAGUUCCGUGACAUCCACAAGGAAUGCGUGACGUGGCUGUCACGCUGCGAGGAGAGUUUGAAGAAGUUGGAAGAUGAGAGUCAAUCGUCCGAGCUUCAACAGGAGAGAAUUCGGACUAUCCAAGAAGGAAUUGCCGCCCUCAAAAGCCUCAUCGGGAACCUCGAGGACACGGGCCAUGACUUGACAGCUCUAAGCGGGCCGGGCGAGGCGUCUGACUCGGUGGACGGUAAAGUAUCGGAAUGCCUAGAGCGCUACGAUCGCUUGUGCAAGCUGACGGAGGAGAGAGGAAUCAAGAUCGGCAUCACGGUGCAGCAAGAGGAGAACAUCAUGGUAAGGCUGGAGGAGCUGAUGGCGGCCUUGGAGAAGAGGAAGGAAGACCACGGCAAUGUCGAGCCGUGCGCGGUAGAGGCUGAAUCCAUCCGCGAACAGAUCGAGGCAUUCAAGGCUGUACAAUCGGAGUUUGGCCCCGACAAGGAUUCCGUCGAGGAAGUCAAGAGCACGGUCGAGUCCCUAGUCGCGCUCAGCCCAGACUCCAAGACAUCGCUCCUCAUCAAGGAUAAACUUGUUAAAGUGACCGUUCUAUGUGUGGAGGUGGUGGAGCUAUAUGAUGAGCGGCAGAAGGCGCUGGACAGAAGCUUGAAUGCGGCCGAAGUCUUCUGGCCUGUUCUCCUUGAGCUGAAGGCUGCGCUAAAAGACGUUCAGGACAGAAUGGAGCUUGAAGACCUUCCGUCUGCUGACCUGGAGGCGCUGGCGGAGCAGCAGGCUGAUCACGACGAGCUUCGUAAAGAGCUGGACGGCCACACACCCCGUGUGACGUCACUCUGUGAGGCAAGCCCUGCACUGGUGGAGAACUGUAGCCCAGGAGAUCGUGCGCAUGUCCAGAGCGAGCUAAAUGCCGUCACAGAACAGUGGGAAGGCAUCGAGAAAGGGUGGCAAAAACGCAGAGGCGAACUUAUUGAGGUGAAGGUGACCUCGGAGCAGUACCACAAGUUGUUUGAGGUCAUCCUGGUCUGGCUGGACGAGCUGGAACUAAAGUUGAGCGAGGUGCCGCCGGUUGGUACUGAACUGGCCACUGUCCAGGAACAACUGAAGCUGCACAAGGCGUUCCAUGCUGAGUUGACCCCUCACCAAAGCGAGAUAACUCAGAUCAACCAACUGGGCUCCACCGUGGGCGAGAGGUGUCGACACGAAGACUCCGACCUGGUGCACGCCCAGCUGGAAGAGGUGAACCACCGAUGGGAUGAGCUCUGUAAUCACUCCACUGGCCGCCAACAGAAGCUAGAGGAAGCUUUGCUGCAGUUGGGACAAUUCCAGCUCGCAUUCCAGGAGCUGCUGGUGUGGCUACGGCAGACUGAUAGCACACUUGACGAGCAGCUAGCCAAGAAGGUGCAGGGAGAUGUCAAGUACAUUGAGAUAGAGCUUGCUAAACACAAGAUCUUGCAGAAUGACAUACUCUCGCACGAGCCUUCAGUCGAUUCCUUAUCUCGUGCCGCGUCCGCGCUCCUGGAAUCCGGCGAGACGGACAGCACGGCGCUGGAAGGAAAAGUCCAGGAACUGAAAACCACGUGGGACGCAGUACUUGCCAAGUCAGCACAGCGCCAGGCAGAGCUCGAGAAGGCUCUCAAGGACUCGCACAGCUUCAUGAGCCAAAUCAAGGAGCUACGAGGGUGGUUGAACGAAGCGAGUGAGUUCCUGAAAUCACGAAGAGCCAUCGGGGGACGUCCUGAGAACGCUACCAAGCAGCUUAACAAGCACAAGGAUUUCAUGGUUGUCAUAGAAACACGUCAAAAGAUUUACGUGCAAAUCGUCGAAGUUGUAGAAAACUUGAUUGACACCGCUGACCCUACUACUGCAGCGAGCCUGCAGCGUCAGCUCGACGAACUCAAGACCUCAUGGGAACAGGUGACAUCAUGCGCCGCGGAAGAGAGCGAGAAGCUUGAGCAGGCGCUGACCAAUGCCACCAGUCUGGAGGCCCAGACUAGCGAUAUGGACCAAUGGCUGACUCGCGUUGAUGGAGUCGUAUCUGUGUACGAAAGGCCGAGCACUAUUCUUGUCGUCCUUGAGACUCAGAGAGAAGAGUACAAGGAGCUGAAAGAGGAUAUCGAUGCGCACCGGGACCCGUACAAGGGCAUGAGGCUUCUUGCACACAAGAUCUCGGACGUGUGCAUCAAGGAGGACGGGGUGUACAUAGAGGGGGUCAUGUCCGGCCUGGAAGAGCGCUGGAAGGAACUGCUCACUACAUCAUCUGCGAGGAAGAGGUCCUUGGAUGAGAACUACCGCAUGUCUAGCAAGUUCUUUGGUGGCGUGGAGGACUUGAUGAAGAUGCUGGAUGCCGCCGAAGAGGCGUUGAAGAACGAGGAACCGAUUGGAGUAGAUCCGGCUCAUCUCCGCACACAGCUCAAGAAACACAAGGAGUUCCAGACGAUGCUAGGAGCUAACCAAGCUGGCCUUGACGCAACCGUGAAGAUGGGCAAACAGCUGAUGGACCGCAGCUUGGACGAGGACGCUAUUACUAUUGAGGGCAAGAUUGCCGACCUUAAAGCACGCUGGGACGCCGUAUGUGGGCUCUCUGUGGAGAGACAACAGAAGCUCGAAGAAGCUCUGCUCUUCACUGGCAUGUUCCAGGAUGCUUUGCAGUCCCUGCUGGACUGGCUGUUCGCGGUGGAGCCCAGUCUCUCGACCGAGACGGCCGUCAUGGGUGACCCUGAGACCGUGCAGAUUCUUAUUGAUAACCACAAGACGUUCCAGCGCGAGUUAGGCCGGCGUGAAGCCAAUUACCAGUCAGUGAUGAAGGCGGGACGCGCCAUGAUCAACGAGAACAAAGUCGAGGAGCCCGCCGCUCUGGAGGAGAAACUGGCCGAUCUACGCAUGCGCUGGGACGCAGUGUACGCCAUGUCGAACACCAAGCAAGACCGACUGGAAAACGCGCUCGUCCUGGCCAAGGAGUUCGACUCGUCAGUCAAGACGGAGCUUCACAUCCUCAAGCAGUUCGAGGAAAACUUGCGAGAGCUUGGACCUAUUGCCGAGGACUUAGAGGAGAUAAAAGAACAAAUGGAAAAACAUCGGGUGUUCAACGACGAGUUGAAGCAGGAGGAGGUGAACGUGCAAUCCGCCGUGAAGAAGGGUCAGGUCAUUCUGCGAUUCUGUCAUCCGAGCGCGAUCCAGAUUAUCCAACAAUGGCUGGCGAGACUCAAGAAGCGAUGGGACGAGGUGUGGAAGUGGUCCUCCCAGCGCCUUAUGCGGCUCGAGGAGGAGCUUCGUAAGCUAGCAGAGGAGGACGAGUUGAUGGGUGAGCUGCUGCGCUGGAUUCAGACCAAGGAGGAGGCUCUUGCAGAGAAGGAGAAGGAGCCGAUACCUGACGACGAUUAUGAGGAGGUCCACAGACUCUUGGAGGAGCACAAGGUUUUCCAAGAAGAGAUGGCUAAGAAACAACCCAGCUAUGACCGGCUCACAAAAUCCGCCAAACGACGAACCAACGGGUCUACCACGCGCACACCGGAAGUGAAAGCCACACCAUCCCGUCGCGGGGGCGCUGUUAGUCGAAUCCCGCGAAGUAGCCCUGCGGGCAGUCCCGCGACUAGCUUUACCCGCGAACGGUCCCGCGACAAACUCUCGGGUCCCGCAGCCGCUACACUAACCAGGGAGCGCUCGCCGUCAUUCACUCGAUCAGGAUCGGCCCAUAACCCCGCCGUGUCUCACCUAUCCAAGCGAUGGCAGCACCUGUGGCUGCUUUCCAUGGAGAGACUCCGUAGGCUUCAGGAGAAGCUCGAGCGAAUCGCUAUCAAACGUGCUUCUGCGAAGUUCAAUUUCCCAGAAUGGAAGUCGCGGUUCAAUAAGUGGCUGCAUGACAGCAAGUCCCGUGUGCAGGACAUCUUCCGUCGCAUGGACCAUGACCGUGACGGCAAAUUGACGAGAGAACAGUUCAUCACCGGAGUCCUCAACACCAGUUUCCCAACGGAACGCUGGGAGAUGGAGAUCGUGGCGAGCAAGUUCGAGCGCAAUGGACUCAUAGACUACAAGGAGUUUAUGAACGCCCUCAAGGACAAACCAUCGGCUAAAAAGCCGGAGAAGCCAAAGACGGAUGCGCAGAAGAUUCAUAACGAGAUCGACCGCCAAGUUGAACACUGCUGCUGCGCAAAACAAUUCUCGUACUUCAAAGUCGGAGAGAAUAAAUACCGGUUUGGGGACUCGCAGAAGCUGCGUCUGCUGCGUAUCUUGCGCAGUACCGUGAUGGUGCGCGUGGGUGGCGGCUGGGAGACUCUGCAGGAGUUCCUUGAGAAAAACGACCCGUGUCGAGCGGAGGGUCGUACAAACUUGGAUCUUAGGGCCCAGCUGGUUGGAGAUGCUGGCUUUGCAGAGAGCAUGGCCACCUUCAAGAGCAAGCGUCCAUCUUUAUCCCGGGAAGGCUCCGACAUUGGUGGUAAGCCAACACGAGAGUCAUCAGGGACUUCACUACGAGGCAAACCACCAUCAGGGGCUCGCCCUAAGACCAGUACCAGCUCUGGGCUGACUGUCCCUAGCGUCCGGCGGGAGAAGUCAGGGGAGUUGCUCUCCCCUCGUGCUCCAAGCAUUGCCAAAGCUAGAAGUGGCAGCAAUCUAAGGGCGCAGGCCAAAUCACCAACACCAGGAAUGAGGAAGACUGGUAGUUACGGUGCACUCAAGGAUGCCAAGGUUGUAUCUCGCAGUGACAGCCAGUCAUCCAUUGGAAGCACAGGCUCAAGAGAAGGAGAACCAGAGGGUACUUCGCCUUCAUCUGAAUCUCGUAUACCUGUUGGCAGAACUACCAAAGCACCCACUACGAAGCCUGCAUCUAAAACAACAACUACAAGACCAGGUACGAAGGCUGGUGCUGCUGCUACAGCUAAACCACCUACUGCUGCAGCAAGUGCAGCAGCUAAAAUACCUGCCAAGACAACAGCUAAGAAGACCAGUACUACAACCACGACCAAGCCCAAACCUAGGUCUAGCAAGUAGAAUAGCUUAGUAAGAAAUAUUUUGUAAAUAUAUGUGUUGUACGUUGAGUUUGUCCAGUCAAAAUGUCAGUGUUUAUUUAAUGUAUCCAGAGAAUCGCUAUUGUUAUAAGUAUUUGUAGAUGCCUGGGAUUUCUAAAAUAUGGGGCACUUGAAAACAGGCAUAUAAGGGCCAUACAGGGAAGGCAAAGUUGAUAUAUCAACUAUGGCCAACAAAAGUAAAGACAAGACAAUAUGUCAAGAAUGAGAGCAGCAUCAGAUGGCUGCCAUUACAGAAACAUCAUUGGUGCUACAUUGAGAACAUUACAGAAACAUCAAUGCCUCAUGGAUGCCAUUACGGGGGUAAUAUGGUAAUCCAGCACGAACCAAAAUUAUGAAUAACAAAAAAAUAAACUGUUCAAUAUAAUGAACUCAAAAGAUGCAGCACCAGCAAACAUGACAAGACUUGUGGGUACUAUUCGGGGGAAAUGUACCCAAAAGAGAAUGGCAUGUAAGACAAGCUAACGCCAGACCACGCUGCACAAGACAAAUGGACUUCUUGAUGAGCACACAGUGGGCCUGCUGUGAUGUUCACAAAAGCCAGCUAAUUAGCCAUUAUGAGAAGGGGUGAUGUAAUGUAAGAAAAAAAUAGACUUUGAAAAUUGAAAGUUUGAUUAUUGUAAUAUUUGCUCUUUUUUAUUGCAAAUGUCACAAUUAUUGCUUGUGUGACUUUCAACACCACAUCCAUUUGCCACAACACUACAGAGCACAGAAACUGGUGGCAAGCCUUGUAGUUUCCGUGUGGCGGGAGCAUAGAAGUCUUUUCUCCAGUGAUCUACGUAAUUCAAAAUGUGUCCACCAAAUAGAGAAAGUAGUUUAGAAAGUAGUGAAUAUUUUGCAAAAAUCUUAAAAGAAUAUUCAGGUUUUGUAAGAAAACUCUUGCAACUAUUUAAAAUUAAAAAAAACACUAGGUAAAUUAAAGUAAUGUUUAUUAAGGUACAUGUUGCUUUUUUUGUUUAAUUUGCUGUUAAAGUUUUUUGAUAUGGCCUUGUAGAUUUUUGGAAAAAAAAUGCAUUUUUGUAAGGUAUGUUCCAUCUGUUAAAAAAUGUAAGUAAAGCAAUUCUAAAUACUGUUGCAAUUCGGCAAAUAAACUAGUUUUGAUAUGUA